GGGCAGGAGAGCUGGGGAAAGCAGGAGGGAAAAGAGGGAGGUUUCUGGGAGGAGGGGCUUCCCUCCCUCCCUCUCUCUCUUUCUCCCCUCUCAACUGGAGAUCCAGUUUCAACAAGUGGCUCUGUCCAGAGAAGGAGCGGAGGAACCGAGCCGUCUAUUUAAAGACAGGAAGGGCCCACCCCUCUGAAUGUAUAUCUCCUACAUGUGCUCCCUAUAGGCUACCCCCACCCCUUUUGUUGUUGUUGUUGUCGUCUCCCCCUCCCCACCCCCUUUGCUCCUGUCCCCUCCGUCUCCUGCACCAGCAGAUAUGGGGAAAGGGGUAAGUACCGCUGCUUCUGGGGCCCCCAAAGGCCAUAUCUGGGGGUGGGAGAGAGAGAAGUGGUCCUUCAGGGGUGCAAACGAGUACUGCAAAGGGAAAGUAAUGGGGGGCGCCUGCAGGGAUCCCUGAGAAGGCCAGGGUGUGGGUGAGUGCCUUGUGGGGUUUUGUGGCGCGCAAGGAGGAAGGGUCCACAGGCAGAGAAAAAGCAAGAGUUGGAGGAAAGAGAUCGGAGCGUGUUUGCGCAGCCUUCUCUGGAAGAUCAGAAGGUGCGUUUGGUCCCAAAGAACUAUUUCCAUAUCUCCCACCCACCUUGGAAGGCAGAUUAGCCCCACAGGCCGUAGCUGGGCUGGGCAGAUUGCGGUCCUCUCUGGGCGUGGUCCGCUUUGGCAGAGAGGGGAGUGCAGGAUCGGGUCCACGGAUUGCAUUUAAUAAUUUUAGCUCACAUAGACUGGCCUUGGGCGUCUUGUUGCUUUGAGCGGAGGAGCAGGGCUGUAAAUGUCAUGGUGCUGAAAUUCACCAGAGUCCAGCGUGCUGCUUUCUGCUGCCCUCUGUCUGUCGUACUUUGAGGAGAGGGGUGUUUGGGCUCCUGCUUUGAGUUCGGAAAAGUUUUUUUUCCUCGCCCCUGGCCAGGAGGUCUGUGCUGUUGUUCUUGCACCUACAAAGUGUGGCCUUCGCUUUGAGCCUCUAGGGAGAACCUCGUGGCCGGUGGCGGCGGCAGCUGGCAAAAUCUGCCACCCCAGCUGUCAGAAAAAGUAUUUCGCUGUCAGAUUUUGCAGGGUGGCAGAGAGAGGUGCAGGAGAACAAAGUUUGUUGUUACAUUCAUGUCACAGGAUGUGCUGGUUUCUCACAUUCGGUAGAAAGGCAUAUUUAAACAUAAUAUUCUGUAAGACAAAAGCGUCUGUUGGGGUUUCUUCCUUUUAGACUGUUGAUAAUUCCUUGGGAAAUGUGACUGCCAGCUUCCAGCUUCCACAGAACUGUUUGCUGAGUUUCUCUCCUCCCUGAUGCAACGUUUGGUGCAAUUUGGUGGUUGGGGGAAGUGCUCCCUUCUCUGCACCCACAAAACAGAUAAAAGAAAAGGCACGCAUCUGCCUUCUCUAUAGAUCGCUUUUCCCACAGUCAUGGUUCUCACCCGCAAAGGAAAGAGAAAGGGGUGUUAGCAUUUGUUGACCCAGAUGUUUGGGACGCCGCUGAGGAUUCACCUGUGAUCUAGCGCAGCUGGGACUCCUGGGGUUCAUUUUCAGAUGUAUAAUUCAGCGCAGAACUCCCGGGGUUCCUAUCAGUGCAAAUGACUAUGAUCCUGUGAUCUUUGUCGGAAAGGCAGAUGGUGAAACAUCGCUGCGCGGUCACUCUCCGUCAUCUUCCAGGAGCGUUUGUCGUCAUUCACUUUUAAUCCUCUCCUAAUUAAACAAGAUCUUGUCCCCGUGGGAAGAUCUGAAUCCGUGUCCGGUACAAGCCAGGGGGUGGAUUAGUCGGUCUGGAUCCCAUUCAGCGUCUUCAUUUAGAAUCGAGCCAUGCAGGGUAGAUCCCACAACCUUUCAAAACCUCAACCGGAGAAAGAAGAUAGUUUGUUUGGAUUCUGAAUUGUAGGUUUUCCGGCGCAACCUUAGGGUCUAGAAACUUGAAACAAUACACCAUCUCCUGCCACUUCAUGAGAAGCCACCAGGGCAGAGAGGGGUGGCAGGAGGCCCCCCAGCUCCUGUCAAUCACUAGGCACCAGCCCUCCCAGAAUGGGCUGGAGCUCAGGGAUUUGGGGGCCACUGCAAGGUUGUUGUUUUUUAUGCAGUGGAGGCCGGAAAGAUACAGAGGGAAUUGGAAGAGACAGAGGCUCUGGCUUUCUUCAUUAUUCUGAAUAGUUCUUUUAUGCUACUUGCUUUUUCCUAUGUGAGGAAAAAUCAAAACAACCAAAGCAAUAUGAAUGUGCCAGUCUUUAUUGAUGGUCAAAUUUGGGUAAUUAGAGCAGUGGGUGUUGAUUGAGAGAGAUUAAAGCUUUAUUGAUCCUACACACCAUACUUGGCUGAUUGGAGGUAUUUCUCCAGUGCAAUUAACCUCUUUUUUUCUUUCUGCUGCAUAGCUGCACCCUGGGCUGGCCACCUGAAUAGUGAAUAGUGAAUAGCUUGCAUUUUAUUCAGUUUAUUUUUUUCUCUUUGUGUUAAUUGUACUUCUUGACAUGUAUCUUUAAUGAACCUCAGUAAAAUAUUUUUUUUUGGGGGGGGGAGAAAAAGAAAAAGAAAAAGAAAAAGGAAGAGACAAGAGGCUAAUUUCUGCCCCCUACAUUCAGUGGAAUGAAACAUGAGCUGUGAUUCCUGUGGGGGGUUGGGCUGGAUGACCCUUAGGAUCCCUUCCAACUUUGCACGCCUAGGAUUCUGUGAUUGCCCCCUGUCCCAUUUCCAUGCACCCUUUUGCCACAAAGCGGGGUGCAGCCAGGGCCAGGCUGUGUGAGCAAACUGGACCCCCGUUGCCAAAGAUUUCUCAGGGCUUGUUCCCCAUAACCCGCCUAUCGAGGGUUUGCCCCUGCCUUUCUUUGCACAAAGUUUGCUCCAACAUCUCUGAGGCUUUGCCGCAAGCAGGAGGUAUAUGAUUCCUGUGAAAUAAAACAAAGGUCUGGAUUGGGAUCAGAAAACAGUCAGCUGUUCAUCAAGCAGUGGUUCUGAUGUGCAGACCUUCUGAGUGUCCCUAUUUCCCAGGGAUGUUUCCAGAUUGACAGAAGCUGUCUUGGUUUCUGAUUUGAUCCCAGAAAUGUUGCAGAAAUGUUGGGGUUGUGGAAACCCCAAGCCACGGAAAUAAAUAACAACACAACUUUUAGAAGACAUCUGAAGGCAGCCCUGUAUAAGGAAGUUUUUAAACGUUUAAGUUUUUAUGUAUACUGGAAGCCACCCAGAGUGGCUGGGGCAACCCAAUCAAAUGGAUGAGAUAAUAAUAAUAAUAAUAAUAAUAAUAAUAAUAAUAAUGGAAUAGGAUGCCCCUAUUUUCAUUGGUGAAAUGUUGGAGUGUAUACAAUCCACUUUUAAAGCCAUCCAAGUUGAUGGUCAUUGUCGCCUCCUGUGGCAGGGAGUUCCAUAGUUUAACGAUGCGCUUCAUGAAGAAGUUCUGCGACCCUGGAGGCCCAAUGCCCAUCCGUGUGGUCAGUCCUGAGCUAGAGAGACCAAGUUUCCAGCUUGGAUUAAACUGCUUCCCACUUUCCCAUGUUUGUGUUCCAAAACCAGCCUCUUUCGGUCCCUGGCCUGAGAGGUUCUGUCAGUGGAGCCUUUCCAAAAUCAAACGGUCUCGUCACACAGGCAGUGGGAGAGGGGUUCCCGACAUCGUUGGACUGGGCCCAACCCCUCGCUGGGACCUUUUGGGAUCGCAAGAACCGGGCCCAGGAGAUGCAGAUGUUUAUUCAGGAGCAGAAAAUAAAAAGAGGACCUCAUCGCAACGCUGACGGAAAAGUUCCCCCGUUGCCAAGAACAACUCUUGUUUGCCAGGGGUCGUGUUACAGAGAGACCUGGGAACAGGGUGCUGUGUGGCCAUGGGGGGGGGGAGACGGGGGAACCCCAAUCCUCACCGUGGGGUCUCCAGCACCUUUUGCAUGGCUGGCCCCCUGGUUACCACGCUGACCUCUGUUCAAGGGAGGUGGGAAUCGACUUCCUAAUCACUUGACCCCUGAUGCAUUUUCCCUCGUUUAAAAAUAGUUGAAAAUGUGUAUAUAUAGGACCUGGGGCUUUGGAAUGACAAGGCCUGGCCUCGCAGCAGGAGGAAUGGCCGGGGGCCUGGGCUGACCGUCGGCUUCUCCAUGCAAAACGGGGGCAUUGUGAGCAGCUCCUCACACCAUGCGCUCAAAGCACAUCCAUUGAAAUGUGCUGGGAAAUGCGGCUUCGCCGGGCGCAGAGCUGCCAUUCCUGGCAACCUUUGCAAACGAAAGCAAAAGCCGGUGUGCAAAUGUGGAGGACAGAACUUGCAAAAAUGAGAAACCAGCAGCAGCACAUUUGUCCACCCUGUAGUUCCACAAACUGUUAUGAAACUGCCGUGGCCUUUGGCUAUUUCAAUAAACUUAUUGAUGAUGACGAUGACAACGAUAUUUGUCCAUUCCUAUAGUUUUUACUGAUCAAAGGGCAGGUGCUGAAAGCACAGGCCUCCUGGGGCGUGGAAAUGAGCAAUGCCUGGCCUUUUCUCAGGGAGAAACAACCACUUUGCUUCGUCCACCACAACCCCCCAAAAGCUACCUAGAUACCAGCUUUGCACUGCAGGGGGUUGCACCAAAUGGGGGUUGGACCCAGCCCAGUUUUCCCUUAAAGCCAUCUCUCAUUCUGCACUGUGUCCCCAGCGAUUGAUAUUCAGAAGCGUGAAUUCCCCCAGUCCUCUUUUAAAGCCAUCCAGCUUGGUGGCCAUAGCUGCCUCAUGUGGCAAGGAGUUCCACAGUUCAACUCUGCCCCGCAUGAAGAAGCCAUUGCUUUUCUCUGCCCUGGAUUUUCCAACGUACAGCUUCACGGGAUGCCCGUGAGUUCUAGCGUUAGGAGAGAGGGGUGCAAACAUUCCUCUAUCCACUUUCUCCAUCAUUCUAUAAACUUCUACCAUCUCACCUCUCCCUGGCUGUUUCCCCUGAAGCAGAAAUCCCCAAACGCCACAGCCCUUCCUCGCUCCAUCAUUCCCUGCAUUGUUUUGUGCCAUUUGAUCCGCCGCGCAGUUGUCCCUCCUCACCUCAGCCGAGGGAAGGACUUCGCUCAGGGAGUUCCUGCCUGGCCCAAUUCUUUCUCUCCCUCCUUUUGGGCCAGGAUGGGGAAAACACCCUUUCUCCCUGUCUCCGGGGGCCCAGAGGAGAGGCGUGCCAAGCCCAGAGCCCGGCGGAGGAGAGAGAAGAUGUCUCCCUGGGCACUGAAUGCCCAAGCAGGCAGAACAGAGGGGUCUUUCUGCCUCCUUGAAAAGCCCCGGAGGCCUGAAUAGGCAAGACUUGGAACAGGAGUGGUUUCGCUCUCUCCCAGCCUUUUCUCUCGCUCUCCAGGGUCCCUGGCUGCGCCAAGACAUGCCCCGAGUGCUAAUGACAUUGCUCUCCUCUUUCAGUGUUGUGGAAUGGUGUGGCUGGCAUCCCGUCCCCUUUCCCGGUCAGGCCCCAGCAGUGAGUGAUGGUGGCGCAGGGCAGGAAGAGAGGUCCGAGAGUCAGGGUGGCAUAAUGGUUAGAGCGUCCAACUGCAAGGACCUGGGUUCAAAUUACCACUUGGUCAUGAAGCUCCCUGGGUGGCCUUUGGCCAGUCACGGCCUCUCAGCCUAGCAUCCCUCACAGGGCUGUUGCUGUGAGGAUUAUAUGAGGACUUGGACCGGGGUGAGACCAGAAUUCGAAUCCCACUCAGCCACGCGUCUCACGGGAUAUGACAAUAUUUUGCAGGGUGCUCCUCCAGCCCAAAGGCAGGGAAAGAAUGCAUGUAUUUGGCUAAAGAGGGCCCCAAAAUGCAUUCAUUAUUGAAAAUAACAUAUGAAAAGCUAUUCUGGAAAAUUGCUUUGCAAAAAUGCGUAUGUUAGGCAAAAUUGCAAACAGGCAUGUGCAGUCUAGGAGAAAUUUGCCUUAAGUGUUGAUGGAUUUUCAUGAGGACUCUUAAAAAAGGUAAGGGUGGGGGAGAAUUGCAUUUUGAUGCAGAAACGUAAACAGCUGAAGACAGAAAAGUGAGAAACUGAGAAACUCAAACCUGCAGAUUUGUCUGUUCCUAUUUUUACUGAUGCUGGAAGCACAGAUCCUUUGGGUUGGCAGAAUGAGCGAUGCCUGGUCUCCUUUCUGGGAGAAAUCGAAAGCUCUGUUUCCACCUCCCACGAACUUAUUCUAUACAAGCGAACAACCAGCUGUGUUGGCCACCUUCCUGGUACGUCCAAAUCUCAAGAGUUUUGCUGAGGUGGGGAGAGAAACAUUUGGCCUCCUGUACUUCCUGCGUCCCCUCAGUCCGGAAAUGCCGUGACAAUAAUAGCUUCCCCUGGCACUCUGUCCAGGGCUGGCCAAAUAGGAUCAGUAGCUCAGUGAUGGUGGUGAUGGAGGAGGAAGACAUCAAAGCUUUUGCGUCAGGCCAUUCACGGCCUGGGAUGUUUGGCAAAGGCUGCUUUGCUGUGAGGCCACUGCUCAAUGCACACUCAGGGCUCUAGAAGGAAGGUUGUUGUCUGCUGUUUUGCUGAAAAUGAGACUCAUGGAGUUGGAAGGGACCCCCGCGGUCGUCUCUUCUAACUCCCUGAAAUGCCGGGAUCACAAAUGAGUCUUCAUUCAGAGCCUGUAUAUCUCAGCAGCCGCUGUAAAUGUCCCAGAUUUGUUCACGAUGCUUUUAUUUAUUUCAUAAAAUCUAUCCACCACUUGCUUGUUUAAAAAUGUCCCCAAAAGGCUAACAAAAGAAGAAAAGAAAACAAUUACAUUAUCAACAAGGUGAUAAUUCAAGACUUCAAAACAUUAAAACAAUGUUUGUCUUGCCAGAGUGGUGCAUGCUCUAGUUAUCUCCCGCUUGGACCCCUGCAAUGUGCUCUAUGUGGGGCUACCUUGGAAGGUGACCCGGAAACUACAACUAAUCCAGAAUGCGGCAGCUAGACUGGUAACUGGGAGCGGCCGCGGGACCAUAUAACACCGGUCUUGAAAGACCUACAUUGGCUCCCAGUAUGUAACUGAGCACAAUUCAAAGUGUUGGUGCUGACCUCAAAAGCCCUAAACAGCCUCGGUCCAGUAUAUCUGAAGGAGCAUCUCGACCCCCACUGAGGUUCAGAUCCGAGAGCCUUCUGGCAGUUUCCUCCCUGCGAGAAGUGAGGUUACAGAGAACCAGGCAGAGGGUCUUCUUGGUGGUGGCACCUGCCCUGUGGAACGCCCUCCCACCAGAUGUCAAGGGGAUAAACAACUACAUGACAUUUAGAAGACAUCUGAAGGCUUCAGGGAAGUUUUUAAUGAAUGAUGUUUUAAUGUAUUUUUAAUCUUUUGUUGGAAGCCGCCCAGAGUGGCUGGGGAAACCCAGCCAGAUGGGCGGGGUACAAAUAAUAAAUUAUUAUUAUUAUUAAAAUAGACUAAAAACAGAUUGAAACUUGCAUCAGCUCUCAAACAAGGCUUUUCUAAACAAGAGUGUUUUGAGCCAAAAAGAGUAUGACGAAGGCGCCUGCUGGAUGUCAACAGGCAGGGAGUUCCAAAGUUUAGCUGCUGCCACACUAAGCAAUUGAGCUCUUACAAAUUCAGAACAGAUAUGAUGUGGCCCCAGGAGCAGUGCCAGUUCCGCCCAUUGAAGCAGUCAUGGAUGGGGUAAUAAUGGCACAAGCUUAUGCAUGUCUACUCAAAAGUAAGCCCUACUAUGUCCAGUCAUGGCGCUUCCUCCCAGGUCAAGCCUGUAUAUAAAAGGGACGUGGGUGGCGCUGUGGGUUAAACCACAGAGCCUAGGACUUUGUGAUCAGAAGGUCGGCGGUUUGAAUCCCCGUGACGGGGUGAGCUCCCAUUGCUCGGUCCCUGCUCCUGCCAACCUAGCAGUUCGAAAGCACCUCAAAGUGCAAGUAGAUCAAUAGGUACCGCUCCGGCAGGAAGGUAAACGGCGUUUCCAUGCGCUGCUCUGCUUUGCCAGAAGUGGCUUAGUCCUGCUGGCCACGUGACCCGGAAGCUGUAUGCCGGCUCCCUUGGCCAAUAAAGCGAGAUGAGCGCUGCAACCCCAGAGUCAUCUACGACUGGACCUCAUGGUCAGGGGUCCCUUUGCCUUUACCUUUAAAGCCUGUAUAUAGGGCCACAGCGUAAUGGUCUCUGAAAGAGCCACAGAUUACACACUCCCCAAUCAGGUGAUCUCGCAGGGAAACCGGUCCUUGUAUACUAACAGGAGCACCUUAACUUGGGGUAUAUGGCAUGUUAGGGGAGGGGUAGCACUUCAUGCUCCUUCUGGGGUAGUUCGUCCACCUUCCCCCCCCCCCCCCACAGCUCUCAAUUGAAGCUCAGAUAAACUGUCAGCAUGUAAGAGCAGCCACAGCCCGGGAACGGCUUCAACUGGCCGGCUAAACCAGGUGAGGGCAGCCGAUGGGUCUCUAACCUUCUGUGAUUUAGGGACUUCCCCUGCAGGAGAAGACAGGCUCUAGCACAGGGGUCAGCAAACCUUUUCAGCAGGGGGCCGGUCCAUUGGCCGGACUAUCUUUUGGAGAGAAAAAAUGAACGAAUUCCUAUGCCCAGAGAUGCGUUUUAAAUAAAAGCACACAUUCUACUCAUGUAAAAACAUGCUGACUCCUGGACUGUGGCCUUAGUUUGCCUACCCAUGCUCUAGCGCAUUGAGUGGACAAGACCAAGAGGGUGUCCAGUGGUCAAGAAGGUGGCUUCUGCGUGUGCUGUAGAGGGAAGUGAGUGGCAGACAGGCCUCACCCACCUGGGAAGGGAACCCCUCCAGGAGAAGGAAGACUCUGAGUGUAAACCCACCAGGUAUCCCCAGAUCUCCCAGCUUUGCAAGCAGCUUGGAUGGGAUCUGGUGGAAAUGACGAGAAGUUUGGGGUUUUAGCAACCGGUUUUUUGUUCCUGGGAAUGCAAUGCUACAGAAGCAGCAAACUCAUGUGGGAUUUCACACACACCCCAUACAUUUAUUUAUUUAUUGUACAUGGAGGGUCACGGAACCGACAGAUUCGCCCGUCCUUGGCUGAGAGCGCUCUGGGUCUGCCUGGUGGUGCCUUUUCCCUCUUGCCCGCUGGGGCUGCUAAUGCCAUCUCUGCCCCCUCAGGCGGGACGAGAGUCUGCCCUGCCGGGGGCGACGGCUGAGAAUGGAGGAGGGAAGAAGAAGCAGAAGGAGAAAGAGCUGGAUGAGUUGAAGAAGGAAGUGAAUUUGGUAAGUCAAAGCGCUGGCGGGGUGGCUGUUUGGGGGAGCGCUGGGGUCAAGGCAUAAAGGCUGGUCAGUGGCCCCUCUAGUCCAGACUCCCCACAGUGGCCAAGUACCCCUAAGGAACUAGGGGUCCAGAUAGACUGCCACUGGAGCUGGAGGCUCCAUAAGAACAGAAGAAGAACAUGCUGGAUCAGGCCAAAGGGGGGAGUCAUCUAGUCCAGCCUCCUCUUCUCACAACGGCCAACCAAUGGGAAGCCUCCAAGCAGGACCUGAGUGCGAAAGCAGCACUCGCCACAGGUGUUUUUCUGACAGUGGAGGGAGAAGAUUGUGGUUGGUCGCCUUAUUAUCCUCCGCGAUAAGGCUCCAUGCUCAGGGAUCUGUCAGGGCCCACAGCAGUAGGCGGGAGAGAAAUGAAAUUUCCCUUGUAUUUUAACGAGGAAUGGCCUUAUUUGCACUUCUCAACCAAUAUGCGAACCAAAACACAACUGUCUUUCAAAAUUCGCACUUAUCCGAAUUUUGCAAUGCACUUUCCUACAAAACGAACCAGUGUGCAAAAAUUCAUGCUGGGGUGGGGGUGGGGAAUAAAUAUAUAUAUACUAGUGAAAACAGCAGACAUUAAAUUUGGGGGAAAUGGCUUGCAAAAAUAUGCACCUUAAAAUUCCAUAACACAAAAAUACUGUACAUGAAAGAGAAUUUUGUACUAAAAUGCUAAGGAUUUAAAAAACCUCUCUCUCAAAACUGCUGCAGAACUGAAAUUAAUAUUGCAAUAAUAAUAAUAAUAAUAAUAAUAAUAAUAAUAAUAAUAAUAAUAAAAAAGAACAGGGUUUUUUCCCUCCAGCUAAGUCCUGCUCAGUAUAGACUCAGUAUAUGAAAUGGAUGAAAGCAAGUUAGUCAUGCCUGCUAACUUCAGUAGGUCUACUUGGAGUAGGAAUAGCACCGCAAACAACUCUGAGAAGCCACCCCUGUCCCUGCUGUGAUGAGGGGGCAAAGUGAUGGAGGGUGGGGGGUCAUGGAGGGUGGUCGGCCCAAGGACCCCCCCUCUCUGUGUGUGUCCGUCUCCUUCUCACAAGAGCAGCCAGGAGAAGAAAGACGCUUUGUACGCUGACAGCGAGAAGGAAUGUCUCUCCUCGGUUUCCCGGAUCCUGUUCUUUUUCCGAGGACGUUCAGCUCUUCUGCCCCCCGUGACUAACAGCCUUUCACUGCCCCCCCUUGUCCUGUCCUUCUUCUCUCUCUCCUUACCAGGAUGACCACAAGCUGUCGCUGGACGAAAUCAGCAGGAAGUACCAAGUGGAUCUGUCCCGGGUGAGUCCGCUGGGGACAUUUGCUGCUCCUCUUUGCCUUGUACCCUCUUUUUGUGACUCUUGUGUUUCUGCAUGGGGAGGGGGGGUGAGUGGGUAUCAAGGCAUCCUGGCUUUCAUUUAUCCCAUGGGGGGGGGUGUUAUAUGCUGGCCUUCUGACUGGGGCUGAUUUCGCACCCAUGUCCGGUGGCUCAAUAUGCCCAAGAACUUAGGGAUCGAGGUAGACUGGCCCUGGAGCUGGAGGCUCCAUAAGGACAUAAGAAAAGCCCAGUUCAGGUCAAAGGGGGUACACCUAGUCUAGCAUCCUGCACUCUCCUCUUCUGCAAUUUCCAGCAACUAAUAUUCAUAAGCAUUGCUGGCACCAUUUUGGCUACUAGCCUACCAGAUUUUUUUCAAGGAAUCUGGGGACACUUUUCAACUUCUUUUUUUAAAUACACAUAAAUUUUUCUUAGUUUUUCAACAUAUCAUUUUCAACAGUAAUUAAACAUACUUUCAUAUCUUAUACCAUCUUUUUUUUUUUUUUGCUUCCACCAAUCACAUCUGAAAAUUUUCCAGUCUAUUCACUAAAUAUACAUUUCUUACUUCCACAAUUACGUUUAACUCAUAACUAAUAUCUCUCUUCUUUCUCUACUUUGCAAUGCUUCGUAAAUUUCUCCUUACAAAGCUUCUUGUAGUCCUACUGGGACACUUUUCAACUUCAAUAGGAAUGAUAGGAUUUUGUAUGGCGAUUGAUUUGUAAAUCCGGGGACUGUCCCCAGGAAACGGGGACGUCUGGUAACCUUAGUCUCCUCUGUGAAGUCUUAUCCUCCGUAAAACACAUGAAUGCCCUAAAGAAUCCUGGGAAAUAUACAGUAGUUUGCCCUCUCACAUAACUACAAUUCCCAGGAUUCUGGGGUGAGGGGAACAAUUUGCUUUAAGUGUUUAUGCAGUCGAUGCUUCUUGCUUGCUUGUAGAAUGGAGACAUUUUGUGUGUUUGGAGAAACCUCUGAAUUUUGCAUGGUUGGAAAGUCAACAGCUGCAGCCAUUGGCCCCCAAGAAGUUGCCUACGAGGGAAUGUGGCCCUAGGCCUCCCCCUGAUUCCACCACACAGGUUAAUAUGCCCUCUCUUUUUUUCUUUCUUUGUCUCCUUCCAUGCCAGGGCCUGACCAACACGCGGGCAGCAGAGAUCCUGGCCAAGGAUGGGCCCAACGCCUUGACCCCUCCUCCAACCACACCAGAGUGGGUCAAGUUCUGCCGCCAGCUCUUCGGGGGUUUUUCCAUCCUGCUGUGGAUCGGGGCCAUUCUCUGCUUCCUGGCCUACAGCAUCCAAGCGGCAAUGGAGGAUGAGCCGGCCAACGACAACGUAAGUCUUGUGGCCCCAAGACAGGCAUCCCCGAACUCAGCCCUCCAGCUGUUUUGGGACCAGGGAUGAUGGGAAUUGUAGUCCCAAAACAGCAGGAGUGCCAGCAGGUUUGGGGAUGCCUGCCCCAAGAGGAUAGGAUCCCAACCCGGGCUGGCAGCAGCUCUCCAGGGUUUCAGAGAAGGGACAUUGCCAGCCCUACUUGGAAAAGAGGAUUCUAGUCCUCAUGGUUCUGAGUAAAAGGUUGAAAUAGGAAUGUAGGAAGCUGCCUUAGAUUGCAUCAGAUAAUUGGUCCAUAUAGACUAGUUCUGCCUACACUGACUGGCAGCAGCUCUCUGGGGUUUCAGGCAGGCGAUGUUCACAGCAGCACCGGGAUAAUUAUUAAUUUAUUUUACAAAUCUUACACACCACUUGGUUUAAGAACAAAACAAAACUCAAAGCAGUUUUUUAAAAAAAUAAAACAGUAAAAUUAGCAGUAAAUAACAGUUAAAAGCAAUUAUUUAAAACAUGCAAAAAACAUUAAGAUCAACAAUAAGCUAAAAAAAACCAGGUUAAGGCACAUGUCAGCAUCCCUACAUAUCUAGGCAGGCUUGCCUAACAAGAAUGUUUUUAGCAGAAGCAGUACAGGGAAGGCGCAUGGAUGGUGUCAAGAGGCAGGGAGUUCCAAAGUCUGGGUGCUGCCACACUAAAAGAGUGAUUUCUUAUGAAUGCAGAACUAGUGCAGAUCAAAGCAGUUGUGUGAGCCCAGAUGAGGUAAGGCAAUAUUGCAAAUUGGUCCCAAAUUGUUAAGGGCUUUGCAUCCUAUUCGUAACACCUCAAACUUUGCCCGGUAUCACACAUGUAUCACGCAGGUCAGGAUAAGGGCAGAGGAGGCCCCCCUCACGGGUCAGACCCCCAUAGGCCUGGGGUAGCCAGUGGGGUGCCCUCCGGAAGGGGCUGGACUCCAACACCCCCACAAGUCAACAUGGCCGUUGCCCAGGGAGGGGGAGGACGGAGUCGGGAGCCAUCUUCCUUCUUCUUCUUCUUCUGCCCAACAAACUGCCUGAUCUUGCAAGAAAAGUUGGGUGGGGCUUAGGAGGCGACUAACCUGUGGCCUCCCAGGUGUCGCUUGACUCCAGCUCCCAUCCCCAUCCCUGACCCCCUGGCCAUGUGGGCUGGGGCUGGGGACCACCCCUGACUUCGAGGGACUCCACCUCUGGUUUUUAAGCAGAGCUCAGAGGCCCAUUUGUUAGGGAUUCUUUAGUUGUGAUUCCUGCAUAUUGCGGGUUGGGCUGGAUGACCUCUGAGGUCCCCUCCAACUCUACAAUUCUAUGAUCAUGCAGCUUAGCCUCAGAGAUGUCUGGGAUGGGACCCACAAGCUUAACAUGAGUCCACAGGGUGAUGCAGCAGCAAAAAAAGCUAACACUAUUCUAGGCUGCAUCCACAGAAGUCUAGUGUCCAGAUUGUGUUACUUUUAUUGUUGUUAGCUGCUCUGAGCCCGGGAUAUAAAUAUAUUAUUAUUAUUAUUAUUAUUAUUAUUAUUAUUAUCAUCAUCAUCAUCAUCAUCAUCAUCAAGGGAAGGAAUAGUGCCACUCUAUUCUGCCUUGGUCAGACAAACACCUGGAAUACUGUGUCCAGUUCUGGGCAGCACAAUUUAAGAAGGAUGUUGACAAGCUGGAAGGUGUGCAAAGGAGGGAGACCAAGAUGAUUGAGGGGCUGGAAAAUAAGCCUUAUGAGGAACGAUUGAAGGAGCUGGGCAUGUUUAGCCUGGAAAAGAGGAGACAGGAUAGCUUUGGGUCCCUUCCAACUCUCAGAUUCCCUGACCCUCCAUGCACAGAGCAGCUGCUCAGUCACCAAGCUUUGGUAUUUCGCUCUGUGUGGACAGCAGGCCUCAGAAAUGGACAAAGGCUGCGUUCGCCCGAGAAUGUCCCUCCUGCCUUCUCAGCCAGGCAGAAGAGCGAGGGACGGCGGGUUUUGAUGCAAGCAGCGCCAUGCGCCCAAAAGGUCUUGGUCUCCGUCCAACACCUUGGGGUGGGGUUAUCCCAGGACGGCUGGUCACUCCCUGGGCCAUUCCAGAAGCCCCAGCCCACCUGCCAUGGAGCAGGCGGGGAGGUUCAUCCUGUCCCCAGGGCGGUAUUUGCAGCCCUGCAUGCCUCGCCCUGUGUAGGGUUACACUGUAAGACUUCCUGAACAGAAGGGGGGCCCAGGCAGGAGCCUCCAAAACAGAAGGCAGAGGAUUUUGCGCUGGGCAAGAACAACCGUGCUGCUGGGCCCCACACUUCUUGUAGUUGUUGUUUAGUCUUUUAGUCGUGUCCGACUCUUCGUGACCCCCUGGACCAGAGCACACCAGGCACUCCUGUCUUCCACUGUCUCCCACAGCUUGGUCAAACUCAUGUUCGUAGCUUUGAGAACACUGUCCCACCAUCUCGUCCUCCGUCGUCCCCUUCUCCUUGCGCCCUCAAUCUUCCCUCAUCAGGGUCUUUUCUAGGGAGUCUUCUCUUCUCAUGAGGUGGCCAUUGGAGCCUCAGCUUCAGGAUCUGUCCUUCCAGUGAGCACUCAGGGCUGAUUUCCUUCAGAAUGGAUUGGUUUGAUCUUCUUGCAGUCCAUGGGACUCUCAAGAGUCUCCUCCAGCACCAGAAUUCAAAAGCAUCAAUUCUUCGGUGAUCAGCCUUCUUGAUGGUCCAGCUCUCACUUCCAUACAUCACGACUGGGAAAACCAGAGCUUGAACUAUACAGACCUUUGUUGGCAAGGUGAUGUCUCUGCUUUUUAAGAUGCUGUCUAGCUUUGUCAUUGCUUUUCUCCCAAGAAGCAGGUGUCUUUUAAUUUUGUGGCUGCUGUCACCAUCUGCAGUGAUCAUGGAGCCCAAGAAAGUAAAAUCUCUCACUGCCUCCAUUUCUUCCCCUUCUAUUUGCCAGGAGGUGAUGGGACCAGUGGCCAUGAUCUUCGUUUUUUUGAUGUUGAGCUUCACACCAUAUUUUGCGCUCUCCUCUUUCACCCUCAUUAACAGGUUCUUUAAUUCCUCCUCACUUUCUGCCAUCAAGGUUUUGUCAUCUGCAUACAUGAGGUUGUUGAUAUUUCUUCCGGCGAUCUUAAUUCCGGCUUGGGAUUCAUCCAGCCCAGCCUUUCGCAUGAUGAAUUCUGCAUAUAAGUUAAAUAAGCAGCGAGACAAUAUACAGCCUUGUCGUACUCCUUCCCCACACUUCUUAAAUGGGACUAAAUAAUGCCCCGACCCUGAGUGGGACCUAUUUACCCAUUUCUACUGGGAGUCUUGGGUUUCUCCCACAUCUCUCUCACUCUCUCUCCCCCUCCUGCCCAGAAAACAGACUCCAAAAUAGCCUUUAAAAAUUAAGGUGGGUCUCCCAGUAAUGUGAGAAGGUCCCAGACCCGGCCAGAACAUGGGGAAUGAACCCUGAACUCGCCAGCAAACUCAAUUGCGAUUUAUUGAUGAUAUGAACAUCAAUGGGCCUUGCUAUGAAAUGGGAGUUGGGGGGCUGGCUGAGCGGUGGGUGUGCCCGCCUUUGCCCCCUUACAGAGAAGAAAGGGAAGCCGUCCAUGUGCAGAAUGCCACUUUGCCACAUGGUUCCCUUCCCCAAGGGGGGCAACGCUGCCCCUUUCCCGUGGAAAAAACGAAAGAAUGUUAUUUAUCAUCAUCAUCAUCCCACCUGUUUCCCAGGCUCAAGCGGCUUGCACAAAUUAAAGCAACACAGAGGAAAUACUGUGCCGUCAAUGAGAUAUAAACAUGAACAAGAAUAGCAAAAUGGAGGAAAUAACAGGAAUGGCAACAGGAGGGACAUUCACGUUCCUUUAAUUUGGUGGCAUAAUCUGAGGAGAUACCUCUUGGUAGAAAUGCUAAGAGGUCACUAUAUCCUGCGCUGGGAGCACCAGAGAGUCCUGGAAAUUCAUUCUAUUUGUAUAAAUUGUAAAGUCCCACCACACACAGGAUAAAAACGUUAUUGAUCUUCCAUGCCUUUGGAAACCGGUUCCAGACAUUUUGAUAGCACAGAGAUACCUGCAGGCCCUGAAAAGUCUUCCAUUUUGUAUUUUCAAAGUCAUACUUUAUUGUUAGGCAAGUUGCCCUAGAAACAUGGCUGCAAGGGGGCCGUGUAAACCUUAAAUUAAUAGAUGAACAAGCAGAAGAGGAACCUCGCCGUCCACCUUGGGCUGAGUCUGGCCGUUGGCCCAGCUAGCUUCGUAUUUUCUACACCCACCGGCUGCAGCUGGUUUCUAGCUUUCCCUCAGGAAUUAUUAUUAUUAUUAUUAUUAUUAUUAUUACACACCCUUUUCCCAGACUGGGACUCAAGGCUUAUGCAAAUUAAAGCAGGUUUAUACAAAAAGCUAAAAGUAGUUUCAGAGCCACACAUUUGUGAAUGGGGAGCUCUUAUCGUCAGCUUAUUUCCUUUGAGGAAAAAUCCCUUUUUAAAAAGGAAUAAAGGAAGGAAAAGGCUUCCUUCUUCCCUUCCUUCUGACAAGAAAUUCCCUCAGCGGCUUAAGAGAGACUCACCUCAGAAGCCAUUUUGGGGUCCACUCUGUGGUAGAUGGAAAAAUACAGAUAAAGGGGGCUUAUUCCCUGAGGAAUUCGUUUAUUUUAUUCAUUUCACAAAAUUUAUAUAUCUCUUGAAUAUAGAUAUAGAUAUAGAUAUAGAUAUAGAUAUAGAUAUAGAUAUGAUCUAUAUCAUAGAUCUAUAUCUAUGAUAUAACCUCAGUCACCUCCCAUCCAUGAGAGAAUCAUGGAACUGUAAAAUUGGAAGGGGCCCUAAGGAUCAUCUAGUCUGUCCGUCAUUUUGAGAUUUUAGAUUUCCACUGAUAUUUUCUUCCUUCCUUCCCAGCUUUACUUGGGGGUGGUGCUGGCGGCCGUCGUCAUCGUCACCGGCUGCUUCUCCUACUACCAGGAGGCCAAGAGCUCCAAAAUCAUGGACUCUUUCAAGAACAUGGUGCCCCAGGUAAGAAGGCCCCGCCACGCGUCCCAUGUGUUUAUUUUCAUAGAACGGUGGAGUUGGAUGGGACCCCCAAGGAUCAUCUAGUCCACCCUCCUGAAAUGCUCUUGAAAAAGAAUUCUCUUCCCCCCACAACGUGGGACCAGGACUGCAGAGGACCCCCUUCUCGAUUCACACACUUGAGCAGCUUGAUAGCAAAUAUCACAUCCAUCCCCUCCUCGGCCCUCCAGCUGCCAAAUUUCCUUUCAUGCCUCCCUUUUUUCACGUCUAGAUAUUGUAUUUUGAUAUUUUCAGCGCAAGGAUGGCUUCGAAAAUGGGUUGGAGACUAGAAUAGGAGGAGAUCAAUGGCUGCUAACGUAGAACAGACAUUCUCCACUGCCCUCUUGUGGUUGAGACAAGUUUUAUGUAUUUAAAACACUUUUAAAAAUCUGCUUGUUUUUUGAUUAAAAUAUUGAAGCAGUUUGCACACACACAGAGAGAGAGAGAGAAAAUAUGAUUUCCUAUUGGAAGACUGGACAAACACUAGAACACUAGCCGUGGUGAAGUGUUUAUCGGUGGUUGCAAGAACCAAUGAUCCCUAUCUUUAAGUCUGAACAAAAUGUUUGUUUAACCUGGAGGUAGGCUGUUUGAAUUGUGCAUAGCUUUGUAACAAUUUGUUGGGUCUCUGGACCGUAAUAAAGAUUGAUUGAUUGAUUGAUUGAUUGAUUGAUUGAUUUUAGGGCAAGUAAAUCCCUCUGGUCAAGGCUGCCUCUUUUGUGCCACCUUCAGUUCUUCCCAGGGAUUAUAAGUUUUUAAUGAUCGUAGAAUCAUAGAAAUGUAUAGUUGGAAGGGACCACAAGGGCCAUCUAGUCCAACCCCCUGCAAGGCAAUGUGGGAAUCUUUCACCCAACGUGGGGCUUGAACUCUCAACCCUGAAGUUAAGAGUCCCAUGCCCCACUGACUGAGCUCACCGUUGUUUUCGUUUUAUUUUGUGCUUUGUGUUCUCGUUUUGUAUUUUUGUAUUGUGAGCUGCCCUGUGAUCUUCGGGUGAAGGGCAGCAUGCAGAUUUAAUAAAUAAUAAUAAAAAUAAUAAUUCAGCUUCUUUAUUCUAAAGUGUCCUGGUUUUGCCACCUGGGAGGGCGGAGAAAGUCUUCGCACACUUCAUGUUAUUGCAGGAAUUUAUGUAUCGGUUUGGGGGGGUGUUGCCCCUCCAGCAGAUAUCAUGCACAUGCAGCCCACUACCAAAAUCAGCACAAUCGCUUUUGUGAUUUGUCCCCACAAAAUACUUCAUCACAGUUUCUUCCAAUCUAUUCAAAGGGCCUUUGCUGCACGAUACCAAAUGUAAGAAUUCACUGAUAGAUGCAUCUCUGUACUGGCUCACUGGGAAACUUCAGAAUUUCCUAUAGACAUGUGAGCUCAGCUCCUCAGCAGCCCCUCUGCCUGAGGGAUAAUCCCUGGCAUCCUGAUACCUGAGUGCCAGACAGGUAGCCAUUCCGGGAAGAACAAACCCAGAUGGAGACAAAAGGGUGUGAUGAACUUGGCUGGGAAACAGGGAAAAGUAAAAAUCUCUUUUGUUACACUUGAUGGGUGUUUGGUGGAGGGCAAGGGGAACCAUGGGGCAGGGACCAGGAUGCUCAGAUUACGGCCACCAGACCUCCCCUUUCAUCAUGUAUUAGUGAUGUAUUAGUGAUGUAGUUUGGGGGGUGUAACAUGGGGAUUAGCAGCUAAUAAAAGUUUGGGGGCUCUUUUCUUGGGCGCUUCCAUCUUGUUUCACCUGGUGGCAGGUGGGAGUCCUGUCGCGACAGUCUUCAAUCAAGACCAAGACUCCUGGCUGCUCUUUUGCUCUGCCAUUCCUGGCUGGUGUCCUUGUUUUCUGUCCAAGGGAGCCCUCAGAUUUCUCCGUUAACAACCUUUUGUGCUUUAAAAAGGUGCAAACUUGGGGGUCAAGUACAGGAUGGAGAGAGCACCUUGAAUGGCAUUCACCUACAGCCCUGGUUCCCGAUGUGGGGCACACACCCCACAGGGGGGCAAUUUGAUUUUUACAGGGCAGCAAUUCGAGAAUGAGUUAUUCACAGUGAAUGGCCCUUUAGGCUUCCUCCAUGUGAAUAGGAGCUCACUUUUUGAAUAAUAAGAAUUACAUGUCAGGAUUUUAGAGAUGCUUAGGUGGGGCGUGGCCACAAAACGGCUGGGAGCCACUGACGCACAGGAUUAACGCCAUCUUGUCCCCACAGCAAGCCCUGGUGAUCCGGGAAGGGGAGAAGAACCAGAUCAAUGCGGAGAACGUGGUGGUCGGGGACUUGGUGGAGGUGAAAGGGGGAGACCGGGUUCCCGCGGACCUGAGAAUCAUCUCCUCGCAUGGCUGCAAGGUGAGGGCGACCAAGAGGGAAAUGGCACAAGGGAAGGCCCGGGGGGGAGGGGGAUAAAAAUCUAUGAUUUUAAAAAAUAAUAAUUCAGAUUUAUUUUUUUGAAUCAGAUUUUUAAAAUAAAAUGCUUUUGGAGGAAAAAUAUUUCUAGUUUUCUAUUUAAGAUACAUUAUAGUUCAAAGGCUAUUCAUCAAGAAAUAAGGAUUUGUUUUAAGUUUUUCAUGUGUGCUAAAACUCAGUCUAAGGUAUAUAUACACACACACACACACACACACACACACACACACAGUGGACAGUUGGGUUGUGAAUGUGAUCCGUGCAGGAGGCACGUUCGCAACCCACAACAUUCACAACCCACAGUAGCGCCUCUGCACAUGCUUGGGUUGCGAUUCGGCACUCAUGUGCAAAGCACAAUUUAGUGUUUCUGCACAUGCGCGACUGCCGAAACCCAGAAGUAACCCAUUCUAGUACUUCCGGGUUUCGGCAGGUGUGUAACCCGAAAAAACACAACCUGAAGCAGCCGUAACCCGAGGUAUGACUAUAAUUUUAUAUAUAUAUAUAUAUAUAUAUAAUGUUUUACCACAUCAGUUUACAAACAUGGAUACUAGAUACAAAAACAUGGAUAUGUUAUUGCUUUAGUUAAAUAAAUUGUUUAAAUUGUUACUAAGAAAAUGAUUGGUUUUCUCCUUCCGAUAAAGUGCAGCAGAAAAGUUGUCCAAAUAUAAACAGUUAACUUCUUAAACCUCACAAUAGUUUAAUAAUUAUCUGUCUAUGUAUUUCUAAUAGUAUAACCAAAUCAGUAAUUUUUGAUAUAACUGUAAAAACUACUCUGACAAUUUAUUAUUCCAAAAAUGAAACCUUUACCUAGUUGUAAAUAUUAAGAUUAUACUAGCAAGAAUAAGUCUUUCUGUAAAAAAAUAAUAAAAAAUAAAUAAAUCAAGUCUUACUGACUAGUGAUUUAAAUUGAUUUGAUUUAAAUUAAAUCCACCCUGGAAAGCCCAGCAGCGAGGUGCAAAAUAUAGAAUCAUAGAACUAUAGAGUUGGAAGUGAGACUCAUCUAGUCGCACUCCCUGCAAAACGCUGAAAUAAAUUAAAUCAUCAAACCAUCGAUUCUAGCAUGCGUGGGGCCACGUAAAUGAUAUAAUUUGGCAUCAGAAUGAUUAGUAACUGUAUUGUAAUUUGGCAUUGUUAUAAUGAGGCUAUUAUUGGAUUCUCGUAAUUGAAAACAAAUAAAAAUUGUUAUUUUUUUAAAAAUUGUUAUUUAUAAAAAGAAAAUAAAUGCAUAUGUUGCCUCUCAUGGAAGGAGGAGCAGGAUAUAAAACCAGCCGAUAAAUAUGUUCAAGAAAAUACACAAAAACCCACAUUGUGCAGCUUUUUCUGUUGUCUCGUGCAGGUGGAUAACUCCUCCCUGACGGGCGAGUCGGAACCACAGACCCGUUCUCCGGAGUUCACCCACGAGAACCCGCUGGAGACCCGGAACAUCUGCUUCUUCUCCACCAACUGCGUGGAAGGUGAAAGGGCAAGGGGGGGAUGGAGGGGGCGAGGAAAAUCAAGACCUGAUCCACCUCACCCCCCGGGAAGGUCAGACCUGGGCAUCAUAAUCUUUGCUGCCAGGCUGCAGGAAUCGCUGCCUCCGCCGUCCCCGGCCAUUCCCCAUGACACACUGAAUUGCACCCAGACCCUGCCCAGCUUAUUCAUUCAUUAAUUCAUCUAUUCAUUUGCUAGUUCGUGUCAAAAUUGAUCCAAUAGCAUAGCGGCAACAUGUCAGAGGGUGUGUGUGUGUGUGUGUGUGUGUGUGUGUGUGUGUGUGUGUACACACACACAUAUGCAAAUUUGAUGAAGAAAUUUACAUAUUUAUGUAUACACACACCAUAUUUUUCUCUCCAUAAGGCGCACCUCACCAUAAGAUGCACCAAGUUUUUAGAGGAGGAAUACAAGAAAAAAAAUAUUCUGAAUGAAACAGUUGAUGUAUGAUUUUUGAGGUUCAUGCUGUGGCCACAGACAUGUGAUCUGAUGGUGAAUUUGGGGUGACCCAAUGCAAAAAUCCUGAGGAUCCAUGUGCUUUUACUUUCCCACUCCCAGGCAGCCUCCUUUCUCUCUAGAGUCCCUUAUCUCUCUCCCUAAUCGCUUGCCGAUCAGCUGCUUCCUUUCAACACCCCCUUCCCCCUUGUUUGCCUUAGUGUCUUUUCCUCAGCUGGCGCAGUUUUUUGCUCCUCCUUUUCUUCUAAUUUCUCUCCUCAUUGUUUUAGCAUUCCUGUCUCCUCCUCUUGCAAGUUUGCUGUCUUUACCUCCCCCCUCCCAGGCAGCCUCCUUUAUCUCUAGCGUCCCUUAUCUCCCUCCCCAAUCUCUUGCUGAUCAGCGGCUUCCUUUCAACACCCACUUCCCUCUUUCAAAAAAAAUUAAAAAAUGAUCUGCUUUUCUCCCCUGGGCAAUUGGGCUCCAGGGACCACACCUUCGCUCCAUAAGACGCACAGACAUUUCCCCUUACUUUUUAUGCGGAAAAAGUGUGUCUUAUGGAGUGAAAAAUAUGUGUAUGUGUGUGUGUGUGUGUGUGUGUGUGUGUGUAUUCAAAUUUAAUGAAGAAAGAAGUGAAAGAGAAACCAAGGAGGGGAAGGAAUAAAAAAUAAAAUGUUGGGAGAGAAAGAUCACCUCUGAUCUUGUGGUCUGAACAUUCUUUCUUCCUGGCUGAUAUUCCCCACGGAAUUUAGGUAGGUUUCAAACCCGAUUCUGACAGGUAGCAUCAGAAUCUCAGCUUUACCUGAGCAACCCAGGAACCAGGCAUGCCCCAGAACAUAGGAAUAUAAAGAGAGUCUGGCUUCUGGAUCCGGCCGUCUAGGCUCACAUCCUGUUCUCACAGUAGCAAAAAGCCCCUCAGAACCCAGGGAUGUGGAUAGACUGCCUCUGGAGCUGGAGGUUCCAUAAGAUCUUAAGAGCCUGGCUUCUGGAUCAGGCCAAAGGGGGCCCAACUAGCCCAGGAUCCUGUCCUGAGAAAAGGCCCCAAAGGGAGCCCUGCAAGCAGGAUUCGAUCACAGCAGAAGUGGAAAAGAAACAAAGUUUUUAGGGAAGGGAAGUUUUAGUGUUUAGGGAAGUUUUUAAUGAUUGAUGUUUUAAUGUAUUUUUAAUCUCUGUUGGAAGCUGCCCAGAGUGGCUGGGGAAACCCAGCCAGAUGGGCAGGGUGCAAAUAAAUUAUUAUUAUUAUUAUUAUUAUUAUUAUUAUUAUUGCCCUCUUCCUUCUUGCGGUUUCCAGCAACUGGUAUUCAGAAGCAUCACUGCCUCUGAUGGGAGAGGCAGAGUAUAGCUAGCCCUCAAUACCCCCCUCCUCCUCCCCCCUGAGUUUGUCCAAUCCUCCUUUAAAGGAUCCUGUGGCAGGGAGUUCCACAGUUUAACCACGUGCUGUGUGAAGGAGCCGUGGUGCCCGGAUCCCAGGUUCGCCUGAGGAACACGGGUGCCAGGGACACCCCAGGAACCAGCAACCCCUCCCCAAUUUGGAGGAAAAAUAGACCUCUUCCCUUUCCCUCCCGUCCUGCGCAGGCACUGCCCGGGGCAUAGUCAUCUCGACCGGGGACCGGACGGUGAUGGGCCGCAUCGCCUCCCUGGCAUCCGGCCUGGAGGUGGGCCGCACCCCCAUCGCCAUGGAGAUCGAGCACUUCAUCCGCAUCAUCACCGGGGUGGCCGUCUUCCUGGGCCUCUCCUUCUUCAUCCUCUCCCUCAUCCUGGGCUACACCUGGCUGGAGGGCGUCAUCUUCCUCAUUGGCAUCAUCGUGGCCAACGUCCCCGAAGGACUCCUGGCAACCGUCACGGUAGGCUCAGAGCCAUAGCUGCCAACUUUGGGAUUUGAAAAUAAGGGAUCAGCAGCCUCUCCUGUCCCGGAGACAGUCUACGGGAUAUCUAACGAUCCGGGAGAGCAGCGGGAAACAGCGCUGGAAUAAGGGAAUUUCCCGCAAAAAAAGGGAAGGUUGACAGCUAUGCUCAGAACUAGGUUCUGUGGGGUGCUGGGGCACUGUGGAAAAGGAGGGCAACAAUUUACAGUGGUACCUUGCAGUGGCGAAGCUGCAUGCUCCGCUACCAGGGAUGGAGAGCAGGCGCGGGCAUGGCUGGCACCCCCAGAGGGUGUGGUUGUGCCCAGGGGUGUGGUGCGUGCCCGGAAGUGUGGUAUGCCACCUGCGAGGGCAUGGUGUGCCAUCCACAGGGGUGUGGAGCGUGUUCUGGGGGCGUGGCACCCAGAGUGGCUGGGGAAACUCAGCCAGAUGGGUGGGGUAUAAAUAAAUUAUUAUUAUUAUUAUUAUUAUUAUUAUUAUUAUUAUUAUGUCUGUGGGUGCGUGGUGCCUGGCGCCCGGUGGGGUGUGUGGCAUUUGUCGGGGGGGCCACCGUGAUGGCACCCUACCAGAAUAGUGGUGCCAAGGGGCUGUCCGCUCCCUCUGCACCCCCGUUCCUCUGCCAGUGGUACCUCGGUUUAUGAACUUAAUCCGUUCUGGAAGUCCAUUCUUAAACUGAAACCGUUCUUCAACCGAGACACGCUUUCCCUUAUGAGGCCUCCCACUGCCAGUGCCAUUCCACUGUUUGGAUUCCGUUCUUGGACUGAAGUAAAGUUCACAAACCGGGAUACUACAGUCAUACCUCAUGUUACAUCCGUUUUAUGUUACGUUUUUUCAGAUUACGUCCCACGGCGACCUGGAAGAACCGGAAAGGGUUACUUCCAGGUUUCGCUGCUCACGCAUGCGCAGAAGUGCAAAAUGACAUCACGUGCAUGCACAUAAGUGGCGAAUUGCAACCCGCAUGUGCGCAUAUGCGCCACUGCAGGUUGUGUUCUUUUCAUUUUGUGAACGGACCUCUGGAACGGAUCCCGUUCGCAACCAGAGGUACCACUGUACUUCGGUUUGUAAACUGAAUCGUUCUUAAACAGGGCUGUUCUUAAACCGAGGUACCACUGUAUCUGGAGGGGUGUAAAAUGUUUCCCCAAACCUGCCCUAGAGGAAUGUUCCCAGAAUGGAGGCAGGAUAUGCUUCCAAAAACCAGUGGCUGGAAAACAAAGGAGGGAAAAGGGCUUUCGUGCCCAGAUCCCGCGGACGGGUUUCCCCAAAGGGGCACCUGGCUGGCCACUGUGAAGACUCUCCCUUUUUCCAAUCCUUGCCUGACCCUCUCCCCGCCGCCCGGCAGGUGUGCUUGACCCUGACCGCCAAGCGCAUGGCCCGCAAGAACUGCCUGGUGAAGAACCUGGAGGCCGUGGAGACGCUGGGCUCCACCUCCACCAUCUGCUCCGACAAGACGGGGACCCUCACCCAGAACCGCAUGACCGUGGCCCACAUGUGGUUUGACAACCAGAUCCACGAGGCAGACACCACCGAGGACCAGUCCGGUAAGCGGGGACAGGAGGGAGGCCACAUGGGGAAAGAGCUGCUGUUGGGAAGCAGGGUGGGAGGGGAGUUGGUCUGGGGUGCCCCCGUGACCCCCCAGCUUUCAAAUCAGGACUGAACCCCUUUCCCUCCAGAGUGUCUGGAGGUGGUUGGAGGAUGGAUGGCGGCUAACGGAUUGAGGUUGAAUCCUGGCAAGACAGAAGCACUGUUCUUGGGGGACAGGAGGCGGGCAGGAGUGGAGGAUUCCCUGGUCCUGAGUGGGGUCACUGUGCCCCUGAAGGACCAGAUGUGCAGCCUGGGAGUCAUUCUGGACUCACAGCUGUCCAUGGAGGCACAGUUCUUCCCUGUGUUCAGGGUAGAUGUUUAUCAGCUCCAUCUGGUACGCAGGAUGAGACUCUACCUGCCCGCAGACUGUCUCGCCAGAGUGGUGCAUGCUCUGGUUAUCUCUCGCUUGGACUACUGCAAUGCACUCUAUAUGGAGCUACAUAGAGUGGCACAGAAGGUGGCACAGAAACUACAACUAAUCCAGAAUGCGGCAGCCAGACUGGGGACUGGGAGCAGCUGCCGAGACCACAUAACACCGGUCCUGAAAGACCUACACUGGCUCCCAGUACGUUUCUGAGCACAAUUCAAAGUGUUGGUGUUGACCUUGAAAGCCCUAAACAGCUUCGGUCCAGUAGACCUGAAGGAGUGUCUCCACCCCCAUCGUUCUGCCCAGACAUUGAGGUCCAGGGCUGAGGGCCUUCUGGUGGUUCUCUCAGUGCGAGAAGUGAGGUUACAGGGAACCAGGCAGAGGGCCUUCUCGGUGGUGGCGCCCUCCCUGUGGAACGCCUUCCCACCAGGUGUUAAAGAGAAUAACAACUACCAAACUUUUAGAAGACAUCUGAAGACAGCCCUGUUUAGGGAAGCUUUUAAUGUUUAAUAGGUUAUUGUAUUUUAGUGUUCUGUUGGAAGCCGCCCAGAGUGGCUGGGGAAGCCCAGCCAGAUGGGUGGGGUAUAAAUAAAUAAAUUAUUAUUAUUAUUAUUAUUAUUAUUAUUAUUAUUAUUAUUAUUUUUCCCCCUGCCCCACCUCACAGGCACCCAGGAAUCCAAUAAUAACAGUCUAAAACACAGCGUGUUCUCUCCCACCCCCCGUAGGUUAACUCAAAUAUUUAUGGGUGGGGUGCUGGCAACCAGGCAGCCCCAUCCCAUGCUCCCACUUUGGGGCAUAGCUGUCAACUUUCCCCUUUUUUUAAGGGAAAUUCUCUUAUUCCGGAUAGGAUUCCUCGCAAGAAAAGCGAAAAGUUGGCAGCUAUGCUUUGGGGACUAAUUGUUACCACCUGUCUGAGGACCCAGUGGUACCUGCUCACAGUAUCAGCCCCCCCCCCCCCCGCCAUACUCCGCUCUUCAAAUAACUCUGACCCCCCCCCCGUUCUCUCCCCCCAGGAGCCACGUUUGACAAGCGCUCGCCCACAUGGACGGCCCUGGCCCGGAUCGCCGGCCUCUGCAACCGGGCCGUCUUCAGAGCAGGGCAGGACAAGGUCCCCAUCUCAAAGGUACGGGGGGGGGCAGCAGAGGGAGGUCGGAUUCAGCCUCCAGAAAGCCUGGGAAGAACUCGGUGGCCCCCGCAAGGCAGGGCUGGACCGAUUGUUAAACCACCCUGGGAAUUGUAGCUCUGGGGUCUCAUCUUCCGUUCCAAGUUGGUGGCGCGUUCAUACGCUGCGGCUCUGAGCUCCGUGUAAUCUCACUGUAUACAAGUUGUACAAGUGACAAUAAAGUAUUUCAAUUUCAAUUUAUUUCGAUUUCCUAAUGGCUCUCUGCACCCUUAAUGAACUACAGUUCCCAGAGAUUCUUUGCAGAAAGCCAUGACUGGCGAAAGUGGUAUCAUAGCGCUUUAAAUGUGAAUGUGGCCCUACAGUUCCCAGAGUUCCCUGGGAAGAAGGGUUGGCUGUUGAGCCACUCUGGGAAUUAUAGCGCUGGGAGGUGGAAUUGGGGGGGGGGGGGUUCUUAAUGACUCUCUGCACCCUGAACAAGCUACAGUUCCCGGGAUUCUUUGGAGGAAGCCUUAAAAUGCUUAAAGUGGGGUGGUAGCUCUUUGCAUGAGUGGUGCAGACGGGGCUAAGACCUCACCGACCCCUUACUUGCCCUCUUGUUUCAAAUUGCACCGUUGCAUGUGGAGCCAACAGAGGAGAUUUCCCUCCAGGCCACAGUGGGGGCGGGCAGUAGACUUCCUCCCCUGACCCCCUUCCUUCCUUCCUUCGCCCCUCUCUCUCCGCCAGAGGGACACGGCUGGGGACGCCUCAGAGUCCGCCCUUCUGAAAUGCAUUGAGCUCUCCUGUGGGUCCGUCAAGAAGAUGCGCGACAGGAACCCCAAAGUGACGGAGAUCCCUUUCAACUCCACCAACAAAUACCAGGUUGGGCGUGUGUGGCAGUGGUGGUGCAGUGGUUAGAGCAUGGGUAGGCAACCUAAGGCCCGGGGGCCGGAUUCAGCCCAAUCGCCUUCUCAAUCCGGCCCAUGGAUGGUCUGGGAAUCAGCGUGUUUUUAAAUGAGUAGAAUGUGUCCUUUUAUUUAAAAUUCAUCUCUGGGUUAUUUGUGGGGCAUAGGAAUUCAUUCAUAUUUUUUUUCAAAAUAUAGUCUGGCCCACCACAAGAUCUGAGAGGCAGUGGACCGGCCCCCUGCUGAAAAAGUUUGCUGACCCCUGGGUUAGAGUGUUAGGCUAGGACUUGGGGAAGAUGCGGGUUCGAAUCCCCCUUGGCCAUGAAGCUCACUGGUUUGUGACCUGGGGGGGGGGCAGCCCCCGCCCCUAGAAUCAUAGAAUCAUAGAGUUGGAAGAGACCACAAGGGCCAUCGAGUCCAACCCCCUGCCAAGCAGGAAACACCAUCAGAACACUCCUGACAUAUGGUUGUCAAGCCUCUGCCUAAAGACCUCCAAAGAAGGAGACUCCACCACACUCCUUGGCAGCAAAUUCCACUGUCAAACAGCUCUUACUGUCAGGAAGUUCUUCCUAAUGUUUAGGUGGAAUCUUCUUUCUUGUAGUUUGGAUCCAUUGCUCCGUGUCCGCUUCUCUGGAGCAGCAGAAAACAACCUUUCUCCCUCCUCUAUGUGACAUCCUUUUAUAUAUUUGAACAUGGCUAUCAUAUCACCCCUUAACCUCCUCUUCUCCAGGCUAAACAUGCCCAGCUCCCUUAGCCGUUCCUCAUAAGGCAUCGUUUCCAGGCCUUUGACCAUUUUGGUUGCCCUCUCAGCCUAACUUACCUCACACUGGACACAUGAGGGUGGGUGGGGGGCUGUCACAGUCUCCAUAUCCUUGGGGCUACAGGUGGUUUUCACAGUUUCCCAAUUUUAUUGCGUCUGCCCCUGUUUUUAUACUGCUGGGUAUUGGCAUUUUUUAAAAUCAGGAAAACCCCUAAGCCACUGCAGGGACCUUUGGACUGAACAGCAUUUUAAAAAAUGAAGUUUGAAAGUUAAUAAAGCAAGUCUUUGCUUUGCCUUGGAGCUCAGAGGGGUCAGUCCCCAAAGGCAGAGACUAGGAAAAGCUCCAUGAAACAAGAUCAGAAUAAUGACGCCCCUUUUUUAAACUGGGAUUUCUCCUGUUAACUCCAAAUCUGUUCAUUCAACCCACUGCUAUGAGUGAAAUGGCUGUGAGGGUCUGCUAGAGGGGGCCAGAGCUCAGCUUAACGGCAGAGGGGGGUUCAGGACCGUCAAAAAGACCCCCACCCCUUUGCAGUCUUCAGUUCACACAUGAAUUUUUGUCUCCUGGAUUCAGCCUGAUAGUCAGAGCUGAGGUGGCGUUCCUUGUACAGCCACCACCUCUGAAGCCAGGAGGGCCGGGUUCGCCUCACUGGGCUUUUAAGAGCCACUGAGAGCUGUGUUUUCAAUCUGGGGAAACUCUGUGCUCAAAGGAAGUCAGACUAUCCUCCACCAGGCCAGGGCCUUCUCAGUGGUGGCUCCGACCUGGUGGAAUGCUCUGUCCCACGAGACCAGGGCCCUGCAGGAUUGAACUUCCUUCCACAGGGCCUAUAAGGCAGAUCUAUUCCACCUGGCUCUCAAUUUGAACUUAGCCUGAUCUUUUAUUCCCCUCCCUUUCCCCUUUUUUUGAAGAUUCCCCGCUCUGGGAUCCCACAGCUAAUUCUCCCCUGGUCUCCUCACUGGCCCAAACAGGAAUAAUUUAGCCAGCUAGCCCUGGGGAUCAUCUAAUGUUUAUUGGGUGGAUUCCCCCCCUAAAUUGAUUUUUGAAUCCUGAAUUUAUUUUAAUUCACGUUUUAUACUGUAUUUUAUGCUGUUUUUUUGUUGCAUCAAUUAAGUGUUUUAAAUUUGUUGUUAGCUGCCCUGAACCUGGUUUUCUGAACCCGGAAGGGCAGGGUAUAAAAAAAUAUAUAUAUUUAUUAUUUAUUUAAAUGCUGAAGUGCAGCAGGAGCACAGGCGCAUAUUUCACGGCAGGGACAAAGGGCAUCACAGACGCCGUCCAGAGGAGCUCUGCUAGUUGUCCCCUGUGUGACAGAGGAGUGUUGCUGCUCCCACGCAGAGAGGCGGCAGACACCCUCUUGCGUUUGACUUUCAGACAUCUCCCAAAUGCCUUUUGGGGCUAACUGGCCUGUCUGAGCCUCUCUCUUUUUGACCACUCAUGUUACCGAUUGUUUUGUACUGUUUUUAACUCUGCACAGCGCCCUAAUAUUUCAAUACAGUCAUACCUUGGGUUACAGCCGCUUCAGGUUGUGUGUUUUCGGGAUAUGGACGCGCCGAAACCCGGAAGUACCGGAACGGGUUACUUCUGGGUUUCGGCACUCACGCAUGCACAGAAGCACUAAAUUGUGCUUUGCACAUGCACAGAAGCGUUGAAUCACAACCUGCGCGUGCGCAGAUGCAGCGCUGCAGGUUGCAAACAUGCCUUGCAACCCAAGCGUCCACUGUAUAUAAACAAUGGCAUAGAAAUCCUUUUACAAAUAAAAGUUGGUUUUAUUCAGGAACCCCAAGUAAAGAAUCCCUGGCAUUUGGCCCCCCAAGAGCCCCUUUGGCUUCAGAAUAGACCUCCACUCAGAUACCUCUCUUCCUCAGCUCUCCAUCCAUGAGCUGGAAGACAAGCCCAACGGCUACGUUCUGGUGAUGAAGGGAGCCCCUGAGAGGAUCCUUGACCGCUGCUCCAACAUCCUCUUGCAAGGCCAGGAGGUGCCCCUUGACGAGGAGAUGCGAGACGCCUUCCAGAACGCCUACCUGGAGCUGGGGGGGCUGGGCGAGAGAGUGCUGGGUAAGGAGGCCUGGGAGGUGGGGAAAGGGGGGGGUGGGAGUGAGUGUGCCCCAGAGAGGCAAAGAAAGCACAUGAUGAAUGCAUGUGGGUCUCUCAAAUGGAGUGCGAUGACUAUUGUGAGAGUUUAGAAACUAACAGCAACUUCUGACACCACGUUGCACUAUUGCUCAGGGAAAUUAUGGCAGAAAUUGCCAGCGUUUGCUCCUUUGUUCUAUGCCUGGAACAGAAAUCAUUCCACUGGAUACAACCAACGUUCGCUGUUGUUGUUUUCAAAUUGAAACAAUAAGUCAUUGAUUACCGUAGUUUUCGCUCUAUAAGACGCACCAGACCAUAAGACACACCUCUUGCUGUUCUGGCUUAUGGGAUAGCCGCGCAAAGCCUCUUCCGGGCAGUGGGAGGAAGGCUCCCCCAAGAGCCGUGCUCCCUUUAAAGAGCCAUGUGGAGCGUGCAUGCGGCUCUUGGGGGCUUUUCCCCAAGGAGGGAGAAGGGCAGCCAUUCUCCCUCUUCAGGGAAAAGUUCCCAAGAGCCACACACAUGCUCCACGUGGCUCUUUAAAGGGAGCGCUGAGCAGAGCCUCCCGCCUGCAUUCGCUCCAUAAGACGCAUACACAUUUCCCCUUACUUUUUAGGAGGGGAAAAGUGCGUAUUAUAGAGCGAAAAAUACGGUAUUUUUCCCUGCAUUGCGCUUCAUAGAAUUGUAGUGUUGGUAAUCCAGACCAACCCCCUGCAAUGGAGGAAUCACAGCUAAAGAAUGCUGUAUUGUUUUUAACACUCAAUUGGAAGCCGCCCAGAGUGGCUGGGGAAACUCAUCCAGAUGGGCGGGGUAUAAAUAAUAAAUUAUUAUGAUUAUUAUUAUUAUUAUUAUUAGUAUUAUUAUUAUUAUUAUUAAAGAAGGAUCCCUGACAGGUGGCUGUCCAGCCUCUGUUUAGCCCGUUCCGCUGUUGAACAGCUCUUGCCAUCAGGAAGUUAUUCCUUUACAUUCAAACAAAGGGUGCAUAAUAACACAAUAACGUAUUUAAUUACAUAAAAAAACCCCGCCACUGUCAACAUCAAGACAGAUAACAUUGUUUUAUUGCCCAAAGGCAAACUGCAGCACAGUGGAAACAGAUGCAGAGGGGGAGAUGGCUACGAGGUGGGGUGGGCUGCUGGCAACGGAGCUUUCUCUCUGUUGGGGAGCAGAGUGGGCGAGUUCUUGGGUCUCACUCUCCCUCGGUCCGUCUCCGCAAUCCCACAGGUUUCUGCCAUUACAACCUCCCCGAAGACCAGUUCCCCCGAGGCUUCAAGUUUGAUGCGGACGAAGUCAACUUCCCCACCAGCAACCUCUGCUUUGUGGGGCUCAUGUCCAUGAUUGACCCGCCUCGGGCCGCUGUGCCGGAUGCCGUGGGGAAGUGCCGGAGCGCCGGGAUUAAGGUCAGCCAUGCUGGGGAGAGUCUUCUGCCCUCCUGCUCCCCACCCCAUACACCCCAGAGAAAGAAAAGCCGGACUAAGGCCUAGGAGGCGAAUCCCCCACUUGGUUGUUGGCCACCACUGCCUCUUGUGACAGAAGGAGGACUUUAGGGUUACCAGGUGUCCCCAGUUCCCGGGGACAGUCCCCAGAUUUGCAGAUCUGUCCCCAGAAACAUGGCAGCGGCAGUCUCAGCAGCCUGGAGCCAGCCUGAUAGCGGUGUUGGAUCUGGCUGGCUUCAGGAGCUGCUCGCUGCCAUGGCGUCCGCCAUUUUGCCUCACCAGAAGUCCCCAUAUGAUGUGUCUUGUGCAAUGGUGCACUGCCUGCCCGUGAUUCCCAAGCCUCCCCUGUUCUCCUGCCCCCUUCCACCUUUGUUUUGACUGAUUGGGGGAGGCUCGGGAGUCGUAGCCGGCCAUUGCCCAGUUUUUUAAAAACUCUGUGCAUUUAUGUUUCACAGGGUGGGGAAGAAGGGCUUUGCACCUUGCCCGGCAGUGAAACCGUGUGCCUUGCACCCCUCCUGGGCAACGGCCACCUGCCCGUGACUCCUGAGCCUUCCCUGAUCUGUCAAAACAAAGGGGGAAGGGAGCAGUAGAUCGGGGAAGGCUUGGGGGUCACGGGUGGUGGCGCACCAUUGCACAGUUUUUUAAAAACACUGUGCAUUUAUGUUUCACAGGGUGCAAAAAAGGGGCUUUGCACCUUUAUACAAUAUGCAUGUGUGCUUGGGCCCAGGGUCUUUUGCCUCACCAUCCCCACUACUGAUUCUUUGUUGCUACUCAGCUUCCAAAAAAAAAGAAGUGUCCCCUGAUUCAUUGAAGAAAAUCUGGUAACCAUACACUUUAUCUCUCCUGCAUCUUGCAACCUUUGGCUCCACUGGAUGAGGGUUUUGUCCUGAUUGCUGCGUCUGCCCCUGUUCCCCCAGGUGAUUAUGGUGACCGGCGACCACCCCAUCACCGCCAAGGCCAUUGCCAAGGGGGUGGGCAUCAUCUCUGAGGGGAAUGAGACGGUGGAGGACAUCGCUGACCGCCUCAACAUCCCCGUCAACCAGGUCAACCCCAGGUAGGCCGGCACUUCCUCUUUUUUUUAAGAAUAAUUUUGUAUUAACCGACCAAUCACAUCAAAUCAAACCAAAUUACAUCAAUUCCAAAUUACACAGCCGAAUUUUAAAUUUUUGUUGGGGGUACCCAUAUUUCAAGUUCCGAAUAAUUUCUUGUUUCUUACUGCUGUUUUAAUGUCCACAAAUCUAACCUUAUGAUGUUCACAGUACUAUCCAGUCCUUUCUUAUUGUUUUUCCACAUCUCUUGUUGUUAUUUUCAUAUAUUUUUCCUUUCUCUUUCUCUUUGUGACCUCUGAUAGUCUCCACAAGCUGGUUAGAACAGUUUGUAAUCCUGCGUGGAUAUUUUUUUUUUUUUAUCCAGUAGCCAUAUCCAGACGUUUUCCAUAUAACAUCGCUUCCAUACAUCCAAACAGUCUUAGUGUCAUUAAUCUUCACCAAUCUGCCUCCUUUCUCAAAACCUCUGAGGAGAUUCACUAGGAAUGCAGUCUGAAAACAAGUCCGUUCUUCCUCCCGGCUAUAAAUCCUUUGGCAAGAUGGCAACUCUGAAUUAAUUGCUGCGCCAUUCCCAAAAGCUCUUUUGCUUCUCGAUCUCCAUAAAGUAUACUUUUGGUUAAAGUUUAUCUCCACACAGACCUUAAUCAUCCUGCUUGGGUCAGUUCAACCGACGAUUCUAAUGAGGAGGGGUUCUUGUAAAUCACAUAGAAGGAAAGUAAAAAAGGUCCUCCCCCCAUUCAGUCCCGUUGUCAACAUACCCAGCCUUUGGUGUAUCUUCAUCCUAAAAUAUUCCUGUUUCUCCAACCCGUCGUCUUCUUUCGCAGAGGUCACUUAAAUUAGCAGACUUCACUCCCCUUCUUCACUUGAAAUAUGUGCAUUUGCUUCUUUUGUAAUUAAUUAUUCCAAAUUGCUGCAGCUAGUGCGCGAUCAGAGACAGCGUCCAGGAGAGCCGAGGUCCACACGGGGCAUUCUGCCUAGGGCCCUCACCCCCUUCUUUCGAAUUAGGGGGUGAUUUAUGGGCACAGCAGGCAAGGGCAGUGUUCCCCAUUUCCUUGGGGCAACAAGGGAGGCUGCCUACUCCCAUAACAGCCUCUUAAUUACCCCGUGUGGGUCGGAGAGAUGGUAUUGUCGGCCAUCUUCCAAUGCGCCCCCUAGUGGCCCCCCAGGUAGGCCGGCACUUCCAUCCCUGGGCAGCCCCCGCUUCCCCUCCUGCCUCCUCCAACCAGGUAUCUCGUGGGCUUCCUUCACCAAUGUGGAGAGCCAGUGUGGUCUAGUGGUUAAGAGCGGUGGACUCAUAAUCUGGUGAACUGGGUUUGCUUUCCUGCUCCUCCACAUGCAGCUGCUGGGUGACCUUGGGCCAGUCACACUUCUCUGAAGUCUCUCAGCCCCACUCACCUCCCAGAGUGUUUGUUGUGGGGGAGGAAGGGAAAGGAGAAUGUUAGCCGCUUGGAGACUCCUUAGGGUAGUGAUAAAGUGGGAUAUCAAAUCCAAACUCUUCUUCUUCCUCCCUGGCCCCCUCUCCUCGUAGGGAAGCCAAGGCUUGUGUGGUCCAUGGAUCGGACCUCAAAGACAUGACCUCUGAGCAGCUGGACGAGAUCCUCAAGAACCACACGGAGAUCGUCUUUGCCCGCACCUCCCCGCAGCAGAAGCUCAUCAUCGUGGAAGGUUGCCAGAGGCAGGUGAGGCAGAUGCUCUGUUUUCGUUUUUUGCCAGGUACGCAAUAAUUGUAUGUUAUUGUUUACCAAUGCUAUUUGCCAGUUUGCAAGGGGAACCCACUCUGAGUCCUUCCAGGACCUUGCUGUUAAGAGCCUGGAUACCUGGAUAAGAGUAUAGUAAUAGUAAUAUUCUCUCCUGUGAAAAGAUUGAGGAAAGCCAGGUCCGGACAUUUAGAGAUAUUUUCCCUAGGGGUUGCUUUAUAUGACCCUUCAAUGAUCAUCAGAGACCUUUUGCCAUGUGCCUCCUAUGCGAGAGACAGGAGAGUGGCAACAUGAGAAGGGGCCUUUUCUGUGGUGGCCCCCCAUUUGUGGAAUGCUCUCUCAGUGAGACUUGCUUGGCACCUUCACCACAUAUCUUUAGGUGCCAGGCGGAAACAUGUCUUCGGCACCUGGCCAUUGCCUGAUUAAACAAUCAUUGGCCUUUUAAAUGCAUUUGUGGAAGAAGGGUUAUUGAUUUGUUUCUGUUUUAUUAGGUAUUUUGUGGUCUCAUUUUGUAUUUUCAUUUUGUGAACUGCCCUGUGAUCUUCAGUUAAAGGGUGCAUACAAAUUUUAAUAAUAAUAAUAAUAAUAAUAAUAGUAGUAGUAGUAGUAGUAGUAGUAAUACAGUCAUACCUCAGGUUACAGACGCUUCAGGUUGCGUUUUUUUGGGUUACAGACCCGCUGAAACACGGAAGUACCAGAACGGGUUACUUCCGGGUUUCGGGGGUCGCACAUGUGCAAAAGUGCUAAAUUGCGCUUUGCACAUGCACAGAAGCACCGAACUGCAACCCGUGUGUGCGCAGAUGCAGGUUGUGAACGCAGCGGGUUGCGAACGUGCAUCCACUGUAAUAAGAAUAGCAACAACAAUAAUAACAAUAAUAUUUGGGUCAGUGCUUCCUGAGCCACUUUCCCCCAUGUCUACCACAUAUAUCAGACACAGUAGAUCCUAUCAUUCUGCACCUUCUCCCAACGUCUGGCGCUGACCCCCAUUCCCCCUCCUGUUCUUCAGGGGGCCAUCGUGGCCGUGACCGGGGACGGGGUGAACGACUCGCCCGCCUUGAAGAAGGCCGACAUAGGCAUCGCCAUGGGAAUCGCUGGCUCCGAUGUCUCCAAGCAGGCUGCGGACAUGAUCCUCCUGGACGACAACUUCGCCUCCAUCGUUACGGGGGUGGAGGAAGGUGGGUGGAAGGGGCGCCGAGUCGAGCCAGGAGGCCCUGCUGCCCCUCUUUCGCCCGUCCCUCUAACCCCCUUGCCCCAUAUGUGCCUACCCAACUGAUUUAUCUGUUUUGUUUAGGCAAGCCUGUCCAGGCGUGUAGAAUUGCUGGUGUAUGUUUUCAUUCAUUUUUACUUUAUUGCUGAUUUUGUCUUUUGAAUGUUUUAAAGAGCUGCUUUUACUGGUGGUUUUAUUAUUUCAUUAUCUUGUAAAUCACUUUGACGGUGGUUUGUUUGUUUUUACAAUUAAGAGGUGUAUAAAUUUUAUGAAACAAACAAACGACCGGCGCCUCCAUCCUCUGCCCGGCAGGUCGCCUGAUCUUUGACAACCUGAAGAAGUCCAUUGCCUACACCCUGACCAGCAACAUUCCAGAGAUCACCCCUUUCCUGCUCUUCAUCAUCGCCAACAUCCCUCUUCCCCUGGGCACCGUCACCAUCCUCUGCAUCGACCUGGGCACAGACAUGGUGAGCGUCACCAGGGCCCAGGGAGGGGGGCAGGAGACAAAAAAGGUUGCAUUAAAACAAAAUAUUGUGCUACAUUGGACGCGGGUGGUGCUGUGGGUUAAACCACAGAGUCUCUAGGACUUGUCGAUCAGAAGGUUGGCGGUUCGAAUCCCCGCGACGGGGUGAGCUCCCGUUGCUCGGUCCCUGCUCCUGCCAACCUAGAGUUCGAAAGCACAUCAAAGCGCAAGUAGAUAAAUAGGUACCGCUCCGGUGGGAAGGUAAACGGUGUUUCAUUGCGCUGCUCUGGUUCACCAGAAGUGGCUUAGUCAUGCUGGCCACGUGACCCGGAAGCUGUACGCCGGCUCCCUCGGCCAGUAAAGCGAGAUGAGCGCCACAACCCCAGAGUCGGUCACGACUGGACCUAAUGGUCAGGGGUCCCUUUACCUUUUUAAUGACAGUAAAGAAUCAUCUCAAAACUUGUUCUGAUAUAAGUGCUUGCCAGAGAGCAGAGGCAGCCCCAUGCUUCGUCCCCACCCAAACACUAUGAGCGCCGCAACCCCAGAGUCGGCCACAACUGGACCUUCCAGCCAAGAGAGGACAAAGGGACUGUCUCCUUAUGAGAUAGUUUCCAGGUGUAUGUAACUUUUCUAAGCUAAGUCUGCCUUCUGGGAUCCAACUGUGAACAGAAUGUGAGUGAGUAAACUCUUUUUAUGCUUUUAUAGAAGACUGUGUCGCAUCUUAUCUUUUAUGAGGGAAUAAGGGGAAAAUACCAGAACAGUUAUUGUAGAGACUUUAGCGAGCCUGAGCAAACACAUCCGCUGUGAGUUUAAAGGGGGGAAUGUUACUCUGCUAAAUUGUGAACUUGUUAACACAAGUUGGAAAGGCUAUAAUCAAACAAUAUAUCCUCUCCUGCAUCCCUGAACAUUCCCACAUAUAUUUCAUAGCAGCUCAUUCCAGUCAUCCACGAAACUCUGAAAUCGAACCCUAGAGCUUGCAGAGGUUGGGGGGGGGGGAGAUCUUGCUCAAAUGCCGGCUCUGAAAAAAACCCUGUGUGGGUUUUCAGUCAAGAGCACUUCUCCCACAAACACGGGGAUCAUCCCCAAAAUAUAAACAGGACCCCCUCCACAGCCUUAUAUCUGUUUCUGGUUCUUGCUGCCCCACUGAAAUUCGCACCCCGCCGCUCCUUCUCCCUUAGGUGCCGGCCAUCUCCCUGGCUUACGAGGCUGCGGAGAGCGACAUCAUGAAGAGGCAGCCGAGGAACCCCAAGACGGACAAGCUGGUGAACGAGCGUCUCAUCAGCAUGGCCUACGGGCAGAUCGGUGAGGGGCCUGGCACAUAUCAGCAGGAGAAGCCCAGUUUCCAGCCCACAGACUGGGGGAUAAGAAGGGGCAGUCCAGGGGAAGCGCUGUAGAUGCCACCAUGCCACUAUGGUUAGAGUAUAGGACUAGCACCGGGGAGAGACCUGGGUUCAAAUCCCCACUCGGCCCUGAAGUUUCCUGGGUGUGAACUUGGCCAGUCACUGCCUCUCUUAGCCUAACCUACCUCACAAGGUUGCUGUUGUGGGGACUAAAUGAAAAGGGGGAGAGAACCACACACAUCAACUUGAGCUACUUGGAGGGAAAAGGGUGAGGCAUAAAUGUCAUAAAUCAGUGGUUUAUCAAUUAGCUAAGCAUUGCAGACCCCCUGUUUUUUAAAAGCCAAGCCAUGGGCGCCAUACUUUUUUUGGGGGGGGGGGAAUUGAUAUCUCUGUGGUAGCCACAGACCACCCCGCUGGGGUCUGCAGAUCACCAGUUUGGAACCACUGUCCUAAAUCAAUAUUGCAGAUGGGGCACUACAGAGACAGACACAGCUGCCAGUAACACAACAACGUUAUGUCAUAAAAAGCAUAAUAUCACUAGAAUGUAACACUAUGACCAAGCUGGUAAUUUAGUAUCUAUCAACAUUUAAGCAAAAUAGGGUAGGUCAAGAAAAAGAGAGUCCAAUGACUUCACACUCGAAAGGAGCCCCAAAGCUGAAUACCUUCACAGGCUGUGAUUUAGCUGAUUCCUACAUUGCAGAGGAAGGGGACACAGGUAGUGCUGUGGGAUAAACCACAGAGCCUGGGCUUGCCGAUCAGAAGGUCGGCGGUUCGAAUCCCCGCAACGGGGUGAGCUCCCGUUGCUCAGUCCCUGCUCCUGCCAACCUAGCAGUUCGGAAGCACAGCAAAGUGCAAGUAGAUCAAUAGGUACCACUCCGGCGGGAAGGUAAACGGCGUUUCCGUGCGCUGCUCUGGUUCGCCAGAAGCGGCUUGGUCAUGCUGGCCACAUGACCCGGAAGCUGUGCGCCGGCUCCCUCGGCCAAUAAAGCGAGAUGAGCGCCACAACCCCAGAGUUGUCUGCAACUGCACCUAAUGGUCAGGGGUCCCUUUACCUUUACAUUUUACAGGGGGUUGGACUAGAUGACUCUUGGAGUCCCUUCCAAACCUAUAGUUCUGUGAUUCUAUGAACUUCCACACACACAAAAAAUUUUAUGCCUAGCCAAAAACUUGACCAUCUCUUUUGAGUUCCUUAUUAACUUGAAUUCUCUUAAUGAUUUGUUUUUUAUGUUUUUCUUGUGAACUCCUUACUCAGGGUCCCUAGGGCUUGCUAUGGGGAGGCAGGUGGAAACCACCCCCCACCCACCCCAUGGCAAACACAGACAGCCUCUCUCUCCUGCCGCCUCCGUCCUCCCCUUCUGCAGAUUCUGCCCAGAAGGGGCAGGCAGCCCCUGAGGUCCCCUGGCGCUUCCUGCUGGCAGAGCUUUGCUCAGGUGCCCCUCAGGAGGAAUGACUCUCUCCCUCCCUCCCUCCCUCUCCCCUCCCCCCCCCAGGUAUGAUCCAGGCCCUUGGGGGCUUCUUCACUUAUUUUGUCAUCCUGGCCGAAAAUGGAUUCCUCCCCUCCACCUUGCUGGGCAUCCGCUUGGACUGGGACGACCGCUCCAAAAACGACCUGGAAGACAGCUAUGGGCAGGAGUGGGUGAGUGGGGAGCCCUUGUUGAGGGGGCUUCUGAAUGGAGAUGCAACAUCAUCCCUCUUCCUCAUUUUAAAGAUUUUUUCUUUUAAUUUUAAUUUACAUCAUAGCUUAGAAGUCCCGGGUCCUAAGGAAGUCAGACUAUCCUCCGCCAGGGCCAGGGCCUUCUCAGUGAUGGCUCCGACCUGGUGGAAUGCUCUGUCCCAGGAGACAAGGGCCCUGCAGGAUUUAACCUCUUUCCGCAGGGCCUGUAAGACAGAGCUAUUCCGCCUGGCUUUCAAUUUGAACUUAGCCUGAUCUUUUAUUCCCCUUCCUUUCCUUCCCACCCCUUCCCCUUUUUAUGACGAUUCCCCGCUCUGGGAUCCCACAGCUAAUUCUCCCCUGGUCUCCUCGCUGGCCCAAAUAGGACUAAUUUAGCCAGCUAGCCUUGGUGAUCAUCUAAUGUUUAUUGGAUGGAUUUCCCGCCUAAAUUGAUUUUUGAAUCCUGAAUUUAUUGUUAUUCACGUUUUAUACUGUAUUUUAUGCUGUUUUCUGUUGCAUCAAUUAAGUGUUUUAAAUUUGUUGUUAGCCGCCCUGAGCCCAUUUUCUGAACUGGGAAGGGCGGGGUAUAAAUAAAAUAUUAUUAUUAUUAUUAUCAUUAUUAUUAAGACCAGGCAGGUGCCUUCCCUCUACUGUUCUUGUCACCUGCUAGAAAUAUUUUUAAGCCUGUCCAGAUGUAUAGAAAGUCGAUGGGGUGUUUUAAUCUGUUUUUCGUCUGUUGUUAUUUUUAACUUUUUGAAAGUUUUAAAUCACGGUCGUUGCUUUUUUAUAGUGAUGGUUUUAUUGCUUUAUCCCCUUUGGAGACAGAGUGGAGUGGCCCCCCAUCCGGUGUUUUUGAACUGUGAUUCCCAGAUUGCAGGGGGAGUUUGAACCAGGCGAGCCCACAGAUCUGUGGUUCUUUCUCUCUCUGCAGACCUAUGAGCAGCGGAAGGUGGUGGAGUUCACCUGCCACACGGCCUUCUUCGCCAGCAUCGUGGUGGUACAGUGGGCCGACCUCAUCAUCUGCAAGACCAGGAGGAACUCGGUCUUCCAGCAAGGCAUGAAGUAAGUCCCAGCCUCACCCCAAAAUAGAUACGCCUCUGAACUUGGAGGUUCCAUGUACCUCUCCUGGGACGCAGGUGGCGCUGUGGGUUAAACCACUGAGCCUAGGACUUGCCGAUCGGAAGGUUGGCGGUUCAAAUCCCCGCGACGGGGUGAGCUCCCGUUGCUCGGUCCCUGCUCCUGCCAACCUAGCAGUUCGAAAGCACGUCAAAGUGCAAGUAGAUCAAUAGGUACUGAUCCAGGAAGGUAAACGGCGUUUCCGUGCGCUGCUCUGGUUCGCCAGAAGUGGCUUAGUCCUGCUGGCCACAUGACCCGGAAGCUGUACGCCGGCUCCUUUGGCCAAUAAAGCAAGAUGAGCGCCACAACCCCAGAGUUGGUCAUGACUGAACCUAAUGGUCAAGGGUCCCUUUACCCUUUACCUAAAGGACUCCUGGAUGGUUAAGUCCAGUCAAAGGCGACUAUGGGGUUGCAGCGCUCAUCUCGCUUUCAGGCCGAGAGAUCCGGUGUUUGUUUGCAGACAGCUUUCCAGGUCAUGUGGCCAGCAGGACUAAACCGCUUCUGGUGCAACAGAACGCUGUGGCAGAAACUGGAGCAGCACAUGGAAACACCAUUUACCUUCCUGCUGGAGUGGUACCUAUUUAUCUACUUGCACUUUGAUGUGCUUUCGAACUGCUAGGUUGGCAGGAGCAGGGACCGAGCAACGGGAGCUCACCCUGUCAUUGCGGGGAUUUGAAGUCCUAGGCUCUGUGGUUUAACCCACAGCAUCACCCGCGUUCCGUACCUUUCCUUUUUUGGCCCUGGUUCAUAGCCAACUAAUCCCUGAUCACAGAAACCUAGAACUGUGAAGUUGUAAGGGACCCCCAACACUUAUCCAGUCCACCCCCUGCGAUGCAGGACUCGCAGCUAAACCACUCCUAGCAGGUGCCCAUCCAUCAGAAUAUAGGAAACUGCUUUAUCCCGCAUCACACCCUUGCUAUACAUCAAGCUCAGAAUGAUCUGCACUGACCGGCAGCAGCCAAAGAAAGUCUUUGGGGCUUCAGGCCUCCUGCGUUGUCCCUACACGAUGUGAGCAGGAGGAAGCUGGGGGGUGGAGCGUGCCCUUAGUGGCCCUCAGUCCUCCUGAGCUCCUUCCUUGUGACCCCCCACCCCACCCUCCUCUCUCUUUUCCCCUCCAGGAACAAGAUCCUGAUCUUCGGCCUCCUGGAAGAGACAGCCUUGGCCGCUUUCCUCUCGUACUGCCCUGGGAUGGGGGUGGCUUUGCGCAUGUACCCACUCAAGUAAGCUCCUUGUCCAGACCUGGUGGGGUUGGGUCAGCGCGUGAGGGGGGGCUUUGUCUCUGCCCUUUACCCCUCUCUAGAGCAGAGCUCAAGCUUGUGGGGUUUUCUAGGGCACCUUUCAUUCAUUUGCACGUCAGUCUAUCUAUCUCUAUCAUCAUUUAUUUAUUUAUUUAUUUACACAAAUAUUUGUAUACCGCUGCGUCAUCAAAAAAUGCCUCCAAGUGGUUUAAAAUGCAAUACCACACAAUAAAAUCCAUUUUUAAAAAAUGAAUCAGACAUCAAUGAACAAUCGUGGGAAGAUGUCUUCUUAAGCAGCUGCAGAAUAGAAAAUGUUUUCAGCCGGCAUUUAAGAUGUUAAAGACGGAAGGUGUGCCUGCUUAAUCUCUAGUGGCAGGGAGUUCCACAGGGCCAGGCUGAUGACGGCACUAAAAGGCCCGUUCCCCCUCGUUGCCAAAUGAGCCUCACCACUAAAAAAGUUUCGGAGAAAUUUGCACAGAAGUGGUAACGAAUUCCCGUGGAAAAUUCACAGACUGAUGUGGAGGGAGCUGAAUUUUAAGAUUGGCUGGAGGAGAAAGUGAGAGGCUUUGGAAACUGGCAGAUUUGCCCGUCUCCUGUCCUGCACUGUGCUCAGGACCUAAAUCCUCGGCUGGGCCCACUUCUGCCCACUAAUCCCUUUAAGAGCCAAGUUCUUGAGGCGGCCCCAUCUGCCAGGAUCUGGCAAGGCCUCAGCGCCAGGAGGGGGCAGCUUGGCAGCUGCUGAUCAGGAGAAAGCAGAGAGAAAAGCUCCUCUCCGUCUCUCGGGAUAACACUGGAACUCACGGGCGCCAUGGAAGCAGAAGGAUGGAAGUCUCAGGGCAGAGAAAAGAAAGUCCUUCUCCAUCCUGUGUGCGGUGGAACUGUGGAACUCCCUCUCGCAGGAGAUUAUUAUUAUUAUUAUUAUUACCCCGCCCUCCCCAGCCAGAGCCAGGCUCAGGGCAGCUAACACCAAUAAAAUAAAAUCACAGUAAAAACAUAAUAGGGGGGAAAGAGAGGGAGGGGGGAACAACCCAAUUUAAAAUACAGGUUAAAAUGCAAUUUAAAAUGCAGCCUCGUUUUAAAAGUAGCCCAUAGAUCAAGACCGUAAGGGGAGGGAAGCAUAAGGGUCAGACUGAGUCCAAACCAAAGGCCAGGAGGAACAGCUCUGUCUUGCAGGCCCUGCGGAAAGAUGUCAAGUCCCGCAGGGCCCUUGUCUCUUGGGACAGAGCGUUCCACCACGUCGGGGCCAGCACUGAAAAGGCCCUGGCUCUAGUUGAGACCAAUCUAACCACCUUGUGACUUGGGACCUCCAAGGUGUUGUUAUUUGUGGACCUUAAGGUCCUCCACAGGGCAGACCAGGAGAGGUGGUCCCAUAGGUACGAGGGUCCCAGGCUGAGAUAGUGAUGGCACCGAAAGAGGAUUAGGGGCUGGGAGAGGGGGGGAGGAAGGCUCCCUGAGUCACUUCAAAAUUUUUUCGAAAAAUGGGAUAUGAUUUAUAACGAAUUGAAAAAACUGUUUAAAUAUACCUUCCCUCCAAAAAACCAGAAGCCUUUUUGCUGGGGUUGAUAGGAGAUGAAAUAAGAAAAGCAGAUCAGAGACUAUUUAUGUACGCUACGACUGCAGCCAGAAUCUUAGUAGCCCAAAAAUGGAAAACUCAGGAAAUACCAACACUAAUGCGGGGGCAGACAAAAAUGGUUGAAUAUGUAGAAUUAGCAAAACUGAUCCACAGGAUCCAUAACCAAGAGGAAACAAAGUUCAAAAAUGAAUGGAAUAUAUAGGUAAUAACUGUAGAAGUUUAAAGACUGUAGUAGGAUUAAAAUAAAUUUUGUGAUGUGCUACUAAUAUCCUGCAGAAAAAGAGAAAAUUCAAUAUGAAAGCCUGUUGAAGGGAGGGAUGGAAGUCUGUGUUUUGAAAAUAGAGCGUUUUGAAAAUAAGUAGACAUAUGAUUGUUGAAUUUUAGAGUAUUCAUUUUGUUUGUGUAUGUUAAAGAAAACUCAAUAAAAAGCAUUUGGGGGGAAAAACCAAAGCGCUUCUCUCCCUCCCUCUCUCCUCUCCAGGGUGACCUGGUGGUUCUGCGCUUUCCCGUACAGCCUCCUCAUUUUCAUCUACGACGAAGUCAGGAAGCUCCUCAUUCGCCGCUACCCUGGUGGUGAGUGUCGUUCUGGACCCCCCCCCACCCAAAAAGGAUGUGCAGGGCUUCCCUCGGGGGCCCCUGGUUGGCCGCCGUGAAAAUGGGAGGCCGGACUGGAUGGACCCCCGUCUUAGGCUCCGAUGGGCCAAUGACCGGAGGAUGAAUCGACUGGUGGCUUCUAGCCACAAUGGCUACAUCCUCCGUCCUCUGUCGGAGGCAGGGCACCUCUGAAUGCCAGGGAACGCUCAUGUGCUGGUCCCAUGGGUUACCUGAGAGGCGAGGUCCAAGUCCGGUCCGUGGUCAAAGGGGCAACGGGGAGGCAGUCCGUAGUAGCUUAAGCUGGGUGCAGGGCAGGGAGUCGGGUGAAGUCAGGAACAGGCAUGCAAGUGUUGUAAACAAAAAUUGCCCUUUUCCCUUAUGGGGUAUCCAAGAGCCCGUAUAGAGUCCUUACGUAGGUUCCCUAUUGGUAGGAGAGAAUAACAGAGGCCAAGCAGAGAAUAUUGAGAAGCAAAGCAGCUAGUAAGCCUGAUCUUUAUUGAUCUGUUGCAACAGGGUGCCCCCUCACAUGCAGAAGAAGGAGGAGGACCCAGAACAAUGGCACGCAAGGCCUUAUAAAAACUUUUGAAAUUGCCACCCUGUAGAUCAAGACCACCCCCAGAAACAUCAUACAUAUAUCACAGAAGGGGUGUAACCUAAGACCACCCCUCAGAUACAUCACACCUACAUCACAGAAAAGGCGGUCUUAAAACAGAAAUUUGAAUGUUGUUUGUCUCCUGUCUGGCAGGUUACUUGAUUGGAUACCCUGGGGAGCCUGGCCAGUCUUUUGUAAUGACAAAUACUUAGUUCCUGAGCCAGGUCACAGGCUCACACCCUAUUCAUACACAGACACACCCUUAAGGCAGGAUUUGUGAAGGAAAAGACAAUGGGAGGUUUCCCACUUUGACCUUGCAGAGAAAAGAUUUGGUCAGUUUAGGAAUCAAAAUGGUUCCAGGUUGGCCUUCCUGUGCUGAUCUAUAUAUGUGCUUGGUUGGUACACUUAUGAACAUUACCAUAUAUCUAAGACCAUAAAAUUCCUAUCACACAAGCAGGGAGCCAGGGCGGGUCAGGAGCUCAGGCAGGAAAGCAGGAUAGGGUUCAGGCAGGAACUGGCAACCAACAAUGUUGCUCCCGCAACCUCGGACUGGUUUUUAUCUCCUCUGAGGCAUAGGGCGGCCCCGAUCCUCAGGUGACUCGCCUCUCCUGGCCUGGAGGCGAGCACUCCUCCUGCGGGAACUCAGUUCCCUCCGCCUCUCUGCCCUGAGCCUCUGCAGCUCAGGAGAGGCUGGAGGGUUACUAGACCCAGAGGCAACCUCCUCUUCCCCUGACGGGGCUGAGAGUGGAGCACCUGCAGGCAAUGGGUCCUCCAUCACCUCAGGAGCCAGAGCAGACUCAGCUGGUGCCUGCACCUGAGGAUCCAGCACAGGUGAGGACCCUUCAGGCUCAGGCCCCAGCCCCGGCUCAGCUGGUUCUGGAGGUGGGGACUCCUGUGAAGGCUGGGAUCCCUCAGAUUCAGCAUCCGAGUCUGAAUCCCAGGCCAUCACACCUCAAGUUGGCUUGAUCCAGCAGCCAGGCACUCCCUAUGGGGGGCUCCUGUGGCAGCAGAACCUCCAGGCCCAGUGGCAGUCUGCCCUGAAAAUCAAGAUAAUGGGGGGACACAAAUGGAGAGGUGUUGUUGCCCUCAGAUCCUGCCAGUGGGUUUCCCGCUGGUUGGCCUCUGUGGGAGCAGGAGUCUCCCUUGGGCCUGAUCCAGCGGCUCUUUGGAUGUUCCUAUGGAGCCUCCAGGUCCAGAGGCAGUCUAUCUCGAUUCCUGGGUUCUCAGGGGCUUUUUGGCCACUGUGGCCCAGGGCUGUGGGGCAAAGGGGUCUCCUUUGGCCUGAUCCAGCCGCUGCAACACCCUCCUCAUGUUCUCAUGCAAGUGUAUCUUUUCCCAACUCAACCGUCUGUUCCAGACAGUUUCAUGUUUAAUAGGUUAUUGUAUUUUAAUAUUCCAUUGGAAGCCGCCCAGAGUGGCUGGAGAAACCCGGCCAGAUGGGCAGGGUAUAAAUAAAUUAUUAUUAUUAUUAUUAUUAUUAUUAUUAUUAUUAUUAUUAUUCCACACACACUAACUCUUCUCUCUCUCUCUCCUCCCUCUUCCUUUCCCAGGCUGGGUGGAAAAGGAGACCUACUACUAAAGGCAGCAAGCCACCCCUUCCUUACAACCUGUAGUCGAAAGCCAGACGAUGUAGUCAGAAAGAGGCAAUAAAAGUUAAUUUAACCUGUUCUCCAGGCCUCGCCCCUUGCUGUCCCUUCGGAAGAGGAGACCCUUGUGGUGCCAGGAAAAGCGGGGAGUCUCACACCUCUUGCAUGGUUGGAAGUGGGGGCUGCGGGGGCAAAUCAAAAUAGUCUGGCGGGUGUUGUGUUUGGGGCCGGCCUGUUGAAACCCAGUGGGUGGGGAGCUCAUCGAAUCAUAGAGUUGCAAGGGACCCCCAAAGGUCAUCUAUCCCAACCCCAUGCAACGCAGGAAUCACAGCUCCUGAUUCCGUUCCCUGGGCAGGCUAGCUGUAUCCCAGGUGAAUGCAGAGCAGCGUGCGCCUUCGCCCCGCCCCCCCCCCCGCCCUGCCUGCCAGCUGCCGUUGGCCCCAGACCCGUUCCUAACUGCCCCAGGUGCUAAUGGCACAGAAAGGGGAUCUGGGCAGCCGGUAUAAAAAUAAGACUCUGGAUCAGCAGAAAGGGCCGAAAUAGUGUCAGAGCUCACUUAAGCUGCAGGGCCCCGGGGCGGCAUUUGUGGCUGAUUAAAAUAACAGCAGCUGUCCCCGGCCAAGUGCUGCAGCGAGGGUUAAAAAUAGCCCCAGCCGAGGCACCACUAGCCUUAAGGGCCACUGCAGGAUGGAAAGGAGGAGGCGGCAGCGGCAGCAGCGGCAGCGGCCCUGGACAGGUCCAGGCGUCUGGGCUGCACUCCGCGUGGUUCCCUUAAGACAUUGCGCGGGGAUGGACUGGAUGAGCUUUGGGGGCUCUUCACACGCCACCACCGUUGUGUGAUUCCAAGGAAGAGGAAAACCUCUCCUUACGCAGGGCUGGAGCUCCGUGGCAGAGCAGGUGCUGUUUCUGAAACCCUCGAGAGCCACCUGCCAGUCAGUGCAGACAACAUGUAGCUAUGUGGACUUGAUAAGGCAGCGUCCUACACUCCCUAAAACCUUUUUGCUGCGGCAACAGGGUGUGUGUAGCUGUGACACCCACAAACACAAAGGUCCUCUGUUGGCACGUGUGUGUGUUUGUCGCCUUCUGUUCCAAGGUACGUGCGCCCCCACCCUGUGCAGAAACAAUUAAAAUCCUGAUAAUGAGGUAC
Molecule: messenger RNA, 46246 nt
Organism: Podarcis lilfordi (Lilford's wall lizard)
Lineage: Eukaryota; Metazoa; Chordata; Lepidosauria; Squamata; Lacertidae
Source: the annotation of a GenBank genome assembly